CUUCGGUUUUGGGAAUAUGUUUAAGAAAUAUGUUAAAACUCUAUAUGCAAAUGCAAAUAGCUCUAUCAAACUUCCAUAUGGCACUACUAAAAGAUUUACCAUUGAUCGUGGGAUCCGUCAGGGUUGUCCGAUUUCAGCAUAUCUCUUCCUUCUCCCUAUGCAAUUAUUGUCCAUUUAUUUUAAAAAGAGUAAUGUAAUGGGUCUCUCUAUAGUUGGUAGAACACUGUCAAUUACCCAAUUGGCGGAUGACACAACUCUAUUUUUGAAAGAUAAAUUUCAAAUUGAUGAAGCAAUCAAAGUCAUUAACACCUUUUCAUUGGCCUCAGGUCUGAAAUUGAACAUUUCAAAAUGUGAGCUUUUUCCAAUUAAAAAUUGCACAGAUGCCAUUAUCUCAGGUGUACCUGUCAAGCACAAAGUGAAAUACCUUGGUGUUAUUAUUGAAAAGGACCAAAACUCUAGAUUAUCUGAAAAUUUUGACCCACUUAUUGCUUCAGUUGAACAGAGAUUUAAUCUUUGGCAUCAAAGGGAUUUGUCCAUUGCUGGUAGAUCAUUAGUAGCUAAAGUUGAAGGCCUCUCCAGACUUAUUUAUACAGCUAUGGCUCUUGAUGUUUCGAAAGACCAAUGCAAGAAAAUUGACAAAAUAUUAUUUGAUUUUAUUUGGAAAAAGAAAAUUCAUUAUAUUAGGAAGAAUGUUAUGAUAAAUGCUUUGUGCGCAGGAGGCUUUAAUGCUUUAGACUUCACCUCCCUAAAUUCUUCCUUUAAAAUCAAAUGGAUCAAACUCUUUCUUAAAAUCCCAACUCAUUUUGGAACUUUAUUUCUGCUCAUGUAUUCAACUCAGACGGAGGAUUGGACUUUCUACUUAGAUGUAACUACAAUAUUUCUAAGCUACCGAUCAAACUAUCUAAUUUCCAUAGUCAACUUUUACAAUCCUGGUCGAUGUUGUACUCACACAAUUUCUCUCCCCAUAAAUUUUUUAAAUUUUAUUUGGAACAAUGAAGAUUUAAAAACAAAUCUUUAUUUCUUAGAAGAUGGUUUGAUAAUAAGAUCUUAUUAGUCAGUCAAUUAUUAAAUGACAAUGGUCAAUUAUUUAGAUAUGAAGAUUUUAUUUCAGUCUGCAAUUUUCCUGUUACUCCUAAAGAAUACUCUAUUGUAUUUGAUGCAAUACCAGAUGGUGCUAGGAGGCUUUUGUUAUAUCAUAUUCAAAUAUCAUAUUCAUUGUGUCAAAUCUGCAAACCAUCGUCCAGAUGUUAUCGUUCUUAAAGCUGUACUAUCUUCUUUUCUAGAAACUAUAAAACAUUGUAAAAACACUAAAGCUAUCAAAACUAAAAGAAUAUGUGAUGAAUACAUUAAUGAUUUAUAACCUCGAGCAUUUUCUUUUCUUUUUAGUUUUUUGUUUGAAUUGAUGCCUAUAAUAUUGUUUUGUGACUACCUUUCGUCCUUUGGUUUGUGUUUGUACUGUUAAUAUGUAUCAAUAAAAAAAAAAAAAAAAAAAAACGCUUCGCCGCCAUAUUACUCCAGACUCACGCAGAGAGCCAAACAGAGUAAAUGGAGAACGAGCAUAUGUCCGUUUAUCUAUGUGAUCUGGUUAAAUAUUGCAUCGUUUUUUGUUUUUUUAUUUAACCCAAAAGAGAACAGCUACGGACAUAGAAAGGAGACACAUCCAAUAUGGCGGCUCCGGCACACAAUGAGGCUUCUACGUGUUGAAUGUUUAUGAGGAGGAGGAGGAUUAUGAGGUGGAGAAGUUUCCGGACUGAUAACACACAUAAGAAAGACGACCACUCGGCCUUUGUUUGACCCAGAUCGUCAUCCGGACUCAGGUCUCCCCAGAAGUCAAAGUUCGGUCUUUAAAUCCAGUGAACACGGUUCUCACCCGCUGAAGUUCUGGACCGACAAACACCAACCCUGUUCGACGACCUGCUGAGUCCGGAUCCGUUAACGGAAGUUUAUCAUGUUAAUUUCUUCUCAGGUCCAGGACUCAGGGACCGGAGAAAGUCCGAGGAGGAGACGGAACUGAAGAACCGGUGAGUUCGGGAGCUCAGAGAGAGUCCUGUUUAGUCCGGUUCAGUAUGGCUCAGUCUGGUUCAGGUUCAGUUUAGUUCAGUCUGGUUCAGGUUCAGAUUAGUUCAGUCUGGUUCCGGUUCAGUUUGGUUCAGUCUGGUUCCGUUUCAGUUCGGUUCAGUCUGGUUUGGCCCGGUUUUGUCGAUCUGGUUCAGUUUGGUUCAGUCUGGUUAUGGUUCAGUUCGGUUCAGUCUGCUCUGGCCCGGUUUAGCUCAGCUCAGUUUUGAUGAUGUUCUGUAUCUUCUCUUGGAACCCCUUUCUCAGAGAAGAACCUGGGUCAUCUUUACUGGACCAUGUUUGCUGACAGGAAGUGGUCAUUUGACCCUCUCUCAGAACCAGAAUCAGGAUCAGAAUACCUUCUAUUGUCAUUAUACUGAAGUACAAUUCUCCAUUCCAUUCUCCAGCUUCUCCAUUUCUAGUUCAAUAGAGAAACAAAAUUAAUGGUUCAAUGAAUAUUAAAACUAAUUUAUAAACACUACAGGCCAAAAGUUUGGAAGCAAGAUCAAAUUUGUACAAAAAAGAUCACAAUACUUUGCAAAAAAAACAUAAUAAUUAUCUAAAGAAAAACUUAUCAGAGAACAUUUUUACUAUAAUUAUCUUGUAUUUGAACUUUUCUUGCUUAGACUUUGCUUUCCUCAAAGUAACCUCCUCUGGCUGUGACAACAGCAUGGCAUACGAGGCAUUCGUUCAACAAGUUUUUUAAGGUACGUAACAGGAACUGCAUUCCAAGCUUUCUUAAGUUCAUCAAUAAGAGACUGCUGAUUUGUGGGAUGCCCUUUUCUAAUUGAUCGAUCCAAUUCAUCCCACACAAGCUCAAUUGGAGAGAGGUCUGGAGACUGACGGGGCCAACCCAUUUUUUGAAGAACACCUUCCUCUUCUUUUUCUGUCUAGGUAACCCUGACAGAGCUUGGAAGAAUGCUUAGGAUCAUUAUCUUGUUGCAAAACAAACUUGUGACCUACAAGUCUUAGUCCAGAUGGAACUGCAUGAUGCUGGAGGAUGGAGUGGUUCUGUUCCUUCUUCAUUACUCCCUUUUACUCCCCUUUAACUCCCUUUACUUCAAACAAAUCUCCUACUCUAUCACCUGGGGCCUUAUUUAUCAAUUGUGCGUAGAAAAGGUUCUAUAUUCUUGCGCAGGAUUGAAAUUUCGAAUGUGCAUAAGUACAAAAAAAAUCCAUAUUUAUCAAACGUGCGGACACCGGUCGUACGCACACACGUAAGUAAUCGGUGAUGAUAAAUCCCACCUGUUCUUUACUACCGUGCUCGUGCAUGGUUAGAGUCAUUUGCAUUCAGGAACGCCUCCAAUUGACCAUAUAUGGCAUCAACAAUCCCUUUUAAAAAUGCGUGUAUGAAUGUUUUUCCUCCUCCUGGAGGUGCACACUCACAGCGCUGUUCUGCAGAAUGAAUGAGUCGUGCCUUCCUCCAGGCCACCGGGCAACAACGUUUAACAGAAUCAAAUGUGCAUCGCAGAUUAUUUGUGCAUUGAUUGAAUGAAAUCUUUUCCUGUUGACGAAUCUGAAUUUAUCGUGUGAAGGUGCUUUUAUUGCGAUGUGGGUGCAAUCUAUGGCUCCAAUUGUGUUUGGGAAUCCGGCGAUGGCGUGAAAUCCUCGUUUUAUUUCGGCUUGUUGCUGAUGUGUGUUUGGGAACUGGAUGUAAAUUGAGGCCAGAGAAAUUAUUACAUCCAACUCUGCCGGCAUGAUUCUGUUUAGCGUUGGCUGCGAAAUAUCGUAUAUGUCUCAAAUCUCAUGCUGAAAUGUUCGGGUUAGGGUGGACAGGAGCUGGAUGUGCGCUGGGAUGGCUUUGGUGCGUUUUGUUUCUCGCUCCGACAUGGGAAGUAAAUCACGGCGUAAAUCCAUUAAAAUGUUUUCGGGGAAGCGGUACCUGCUGAGAAUCCACUCUGAGUUCUCACUGAACAGAUCAGCACGCUCUUUGAAAACGCGCUCCCUGCGGAGGAGCAGACGCUUCUCUAAGUCCUCCAAUAGCGCAAAAUAAACCGUGAUACUUGUAUUUGUACGUGUAAGACUUCUUUUGAGGUUGUCCUGUCACAGCAGAUUUUUAUAGCUUGUCUCACCAAUUAUUCAAAAUGUCUGCUAAAUUACUAAUUGACAAAUUUUGUAUAGAGGCAACGGGAACAUGUGUGAAGUUUGAGAUUGCAGAACGCUGUGACUCCUUUAAUGGGUUCAAUUUGUAGUUUUACUGUCCUACCACUAGGUUUUGUGUGUACGCAUGGUCAGAGUUGUGCUUAAAUUUACGCACGUUCCUAAGCACAAGUACAGGUUGAUAAAUUCCAGACUUUGCGCAGCAAUGUUCGUACGCACUCUUUAAGCACACAUCUGUGCGUACGCACGGUUGAUAAAUGAGGCCCCUGGUGAUAAAACAUCCCCAUACCAUGGCACUACCACCUCCUUGCUUUAUUGUGGGUGUCACACAUGGUGCUUUGAGAUGUUCACCAGUUUUUCUGCGGACAUAGACUCUGCGUUUGGAACCAAAUAGUUCAAACUUGCUUUCGUCUGUCCAGAGGACUGUUUCCAGUCAUCAUAGGUCCAAUUUUUGUGAGCUUUUGCCCACUCAUAUCUUUUUUUCUUGUUCUGUGGAUGAAGAAGUGGGUUUUUUGCAGAUACACAACCCUUCAGACCAGCCUUUCUCAAACAUCUUUUCACAGUUGUCAGAGAUAUGGGUUUUGACCUUGUCAUGUUGAUUUCCUUCUUUAUUUGUGGUGCUGUUUUUCGCCGAUCUCUCUUACUGAUGACAAUAAUAUGUUUAUCCUCUGCUUUUGUAGUGACCCUCUUUCUUUCAGGUUUUUUACUAUCAUCAUAACUUCCAGUUUCUUCAAGUCUCUUCAGAGUGUAGUGAAAACCUUUUGUUGGACACCUUUAGGCAUUUUGCAAUUUCUCUUUCAGUGUAUCCCUCUUUUCUAAAUGUACAGAUCUGUACUCUUGUUUCUUUACUCAGUUGCUUCUUUCUAGCCAUUUCUGCGAUAGUUUGUCAGAGUUUUGAACACGGGUGAGACUUAUUGGGAUUUUUGUAUGCAGACACUCAAAAGCCAAUAAGUAUAAGUGAAUAAUGCAAAGUGAAUUUGUGAUCUUGCUAAUCUUCUUGAACCUAAAACUAAGCCCUCCCUUUCUUUUGCUGACAUUUAUUCAGCAAUGGUCUGGUAACAUCAAUGUAUACCUAAAGGUAAAUUGAGGAAAAUGGUGCAUAUCAAUGAAAGCAAAGUCUAGUCAUGCAAUAAAUACAUCCCAAAAUACAUUUAACUUAUCCUUUUUUUUAUGAAAGGCAUUGUGAACAGAAACUUGAAGUAGUUUCCAAAUGUUUGGCCUGUUUUGGUCUUGCUUCCAGACUUUUGGCCUGUAGUGUGUAAGAUGCUGGCAGGAAAAGCAUACAUGGAACGGCAUAACCAAGUAGCCAGUAUAGUGUACAAGAACAUCUGUGCAGAAUCUGGACUGGAAACCCCGAGGUCAAAAUGGGAAGAACCUCCUAAGGUGAAGGAGAAUGACCAAGCCAAGAUACAGUGGGACUUCCAGAUACAUACCGACAAAAUGGUAAUGGCCAACUAACCGGACAUUGUAAUUGUAGACAAACAGCAGAGGAAAGCUGUUGUGGUAGAUGUCGCCAUCUCAAGCAAUGCCAACAUCAGAAAGAAGGAACACGAGAAACUAAAGAAGUACCAAGGGCUCAAAGAGGAGAUAGAGAAAGCCUGGAAGGUGAAGGCAACAGUGGUGCCUGUGGUCAUUGUAUACUGCGCAGGACCCUCAAGGGACACCUACUGGAAUAUUUUUUAAAGUAAACUAAAGACCGACCUUUUUAGUCUGGAUUUUAGUUAAAUUUUGUUUUAGUCCUACAGUAACUAUUUUGUGUUUUAUUCCCUCUUUUCUAAUUUACUUUCUGUUAUUGUUUGAUUUUAAGACUGUUUUAUUUAUUGAACUUUUAACACUUUAUCACCUUUUAUUAUAUUUUAUCAUGGUUUUAUUCUUUUAGUCCUAGAUCCAGUGUUUCCUCAGUCAUCUGUGGAAAGUUAGAGUCCUCACCAGGGGCCUCAUUUAUAAAACCUGGCGUAGGAGCCAUACUAAAAGUGUACUUAAGUCGAAAAGCUGAAAAGUGCGUAGGCCAAAAAAAAAUCUGAUUUAUAAAACCCUGCCUACGCACACCUGCACGCACUUUCCCUUUAUAAAUCACAGACCAGCCGGAAAGUUGCGCAGCAGGGAUUUGAUUCAUGUCCCGCCCUCUCCACACCCAAAAUUCACCAUGUAUGGUCAUGCAAAUUACCUCAUGAAUGUGAUUUGCAUAUAAAUAAGCCUGAUGGAUCCACGGCAUUUCACGCUUAAUCAUGGCAUCAACAAGUCGUAGAAAAAGAAACUUCUCAGAGACCGAGGUGGAGGUUCUUGUAAAUGAGGUGGCAGCGAGACAGGACACCUCGGCGGCCAUUCGAGUGGCAUCACCAAUAAAAGAAAAGCCACCGAAUGGCAUGCCGUUGCCGUGGCGGUAAGUGCGGCUGGCACUGAGCGCAGCGUUGCCGAAAUCAAGAAGAAGUGGUCUGAUCUAAAGGUGGAGGCAAAGAAAAAAGUGGCUUUGCACCGCGUGCCGGCGACAGGUGAGGAUCAGAAAACACAAGCACGUGUGACUCUCAUGCAUGUGUUCCAAAAAAAACUGCUCCGUUAUCCACCGCUGCUUAUGUGGUGAAAGUUCGUAAACCAAAAAGAUUUAGUCAUAUUAAUCUUAAAACAAAUGCAUGUAAAUGGAAUUUGUUUUUUUGCACAUUUGUAAAUUCAAAUUGGCAAACUUUCUACACCGCCACAGUGGGGUCUGUGCUUUCUGCGAGCAUCACUGCCUCCAGGACAUCUACACCCAGUGGUGCAGGUCCAGGGCAAGAUGGAUUAUCAAACACUCUCCAUCCCAACCACAGACUGUUUGAGCGGCUGCCCUCGGGUAAGAGGCUUCGCUCCAUCAGAGCCAGGACUGAGAGGCUGAAAAGGAGCUUCUUCCCCCAGGCCACACGGAUCCUGAACUCCUCAUAACACACGCCCCAUAACUGACUUCACAACACCCUCUGAACAGACUUUACAUUAUUAUUAUUCUGUUUUUUUGGCACAAUCGCAGACGUCACUUUCAUUUCACUGCCACUGUACCUGUACAUUUAGACAUGUGACAAAUUAAACUUGAAACUUGUGCUGCAUUGCGCACGACUGUCACUGUAUGGCUAUUUAUACGCGCGCUUUCCAUUAACCAAUUGUUCUCACCUUGCUCCAAUUGUCUCCAAAAAGUGCGAAAGCAAGGUGUGGAGUUUGCUUAAAGUUGCGCACAUUCCUACACUAGUUUUUUUUUUAUAAAUCCCAACUCUUGCGUAAGAAGUGGCGUAAGCACUUUCAAGCCAGGUUUUGUACAUGAGCAAGCUUUAUAAAUUAGGCCCCUGGUCUUUAGCAUGUGUAUCUGUGUGUGAGUGUGUGUGAGUGUUGAAUGGGUGGGCAAGGUUUAUUUUAUUUUAUUGUUUUUUUUUAUAUCCUGUACAGAUGGACAGCACUCUAUGCUACAUUCUCUGUAUGAAAAGUGCUUUAAAAAUAAAGUAUAUAGAUAGAUAGAUAGAUAGAUAGAUAGAUAGAUAGCAUGGAGCCCAGCAGAGUCCAGGACCUCCUGUGGGGGACUUGAGCAGACCUCAUCCAGAGACCUAAGACCGGUCUUCAGGGUCCAUGAAGAAACCUUUUGAGGAGCAGUUUCUCUGAUCUUUGUUCCUCCUUCUGUCUCUGUUCUCCAGGUUUUCACUCCAGUCUUCAGGAUGGACAAUCCAGACGUUGAUGGAAACCCUGUCAGCCAUAAGGUAGUCCAAACUGUGGUUCAGGGCCCCUUAGAGGGUCAGGUCUCUCCUCCACAAUGGUUCAUCCUCCAGAUUAGAACUUUUCUUCACACCAAGUCUUCAUUCAUUAAAUAACCCCCCCCCCCCCCCCCCCCAGUGCUCCAGCUGUGACUCCGCCCCCUCCUGUUGGUGUGUCCACUGUAAUGAAGCACUCUGUUCCACCUGUUUGUCGGCUCACCGCAGAGUCACCCUCACCAAAUCUCACCUGAUCCUCAGUCAGCCUCCUGCAGGUCAGACACACACACACACACACACACACACACACACACACACACACACACACACACACACCGGGUCUCUCCAGCUUCCAGCACUAAUCAAGUCUCUUUUCUCUGUAACCAGGAGCCGGUUCGGCCCCACCCACUAGGUACUGCAGACUUCACCCCUCUGAGCCCCUCAAACUCUUCUGCUUCACCUGUAAGAAGACCACCUGCAGGGACUGUCAGUUGAUCUCUCACAUGAACCACAAGUAGGUUUGGCUCCACCCACCACGGCCCUUCAGCCUCUCACAGUCCUCCUCAGGACUCAGAACCUCAGGCUCACCUGGACCUGAGUAACCUGUGUGUGUGUGUGGUUGUAGUCUACACAAUCUCUUGACACACACACACACACACAGGGAUCCUGAGGGCCUGUUUUCAAUGAGCAGCAGGGGGCAAAAUUUCACGUCACCAUGGUAAUGCUGUGUCUGCAGUGUGUAAUGAUGGCGGUCGGUUGUUCGGUCUGCCCCCCCACAGGUAUCUGUUCAUCAGUGAAGCCAUCAUUGGUCUGAAGAGAAAACUAGACCGCCUGAUUCAGCCAAUCACAGAGUGGGAGGAGCAGAUGAAGAAGAACCUGCAGGACAUGGAGACCAGGUAAAGGGGGGGGGGGGGUUAGUCCAUCUUGCUCGUAAAUAAAGUUUAUAGUCCUGACAGACUCCAACCCCCCACACCCAGGGUGUCGUAAUCUCAAACCUUGUGUGUUUCAGGCUGAAGGACGUGUCUGAGAGAGAAGCUCUGCUGAAGGUCCGGUUGGAGGACUCUUACCAGGUUCUGACUCAGCACAUGAGGAAUCGGAUGGAGCAGCUCCUGAAGGAGGCCAAGGUAAAACCCAGAGGAGGUCUCUGUGUCUUUCUGGGACCCUGAUUCUUCCAACAGUGGAGUAGAUAAGUGACAGAACCAUUCAGUUGGUGAGACAAGCAUGAAAAUUGGAAAUGGAAAUGGACCCAGCCAUUGUAAAUUCAAGACGGUGGUCAUUUUUAAGAUGGCCUCAUUAAGGCAGUUAAAUGAUGCAAAGUUGGUGAUAUAAACAUGAAAAAUUGGUAACACCAUUGUCCAUGAGGAACAUUAUAAGAAAUUGCCCCUAGCUGCUUGAAAUUUCAGAUGGUGAACAUUUUUAAGAUUUCUUUCCAUGAAUAUGAGUGGGGACAGGAAAUGAAAAAAAAACCCUGAAAUGCCAAGUCCAUCUGACUGGGUAUGGGUAAAAGAAGACGAGGAAUGGAGAAUCUUUUGGACUCUUCCUCUUGUUGCAGAGAGUUGUUGAGAGUUGACCAAAUGUGGGUGAACCAAUGAAUGUACUGGAUGAUGUAAGUGCUUCAAAUAUGGACUCAAGUGCACAUGUCUAUGUAGUUGCCCCUGUUAUAAGCUAUGUGUGUAUUCUUUGUGCAAGGACUACUUCCCCUUGUCAGACAGAAAAAGGUUACAAAAAAGGUACAAAAAACAAAAAAGUUUUUAAAGAGAGAGAAAAAAAAUCCCCCUCGUGACUACUUCCUUGUUGUGUUAAGGGAGCUUACAGUCAUGGCCGAAAAUAUUGGCACCCCUGCAUUUCUGUCAGAUAAUGCACCACUUCUCCCAUAAAAUUGUUGAAAUAUAAAAUACUUCGGUAUUCACAUGUUUAUUUCUUUUGUUUGCAUUGAAACAACAAAAAGGAAGCUGAGAAAAAUUCAAAUCUGAUAUUAUUUUAAAGAGAACUCCAAAAAUGGACUGGACAAAAUUAUUGGCACCCCUUUAAAAUUGUAAGGAAUAUUUGUAUUCUAAGCAUGUGAGGCUCCUUUUAAUUUGUAAUUAAACUCACCUGUAGCAAGUAACAGGUGCUGGCAAUAUAGAAAUCACACGUGCAGCCAGUUAAAAGAGAAAAGUUGACUCAACCUUUGUGUUGUGUCUACCACACUGAGCAUGGAGAAAAGAAAGAAGAGCAAAGAACUCUCAGAAGAUUUGAGAACCAAGAUUGUGGAAAAGCAUGGACAAUCUCAAAGCGACAAGUCCAUCUCCAGAGAUCUGAAUGUUCCUGUGUCCACCGUGCGCAAUGUCAUCAAGAAAUUUAAAGUGCAUGGCACUGUAGCUAACCUCCCUGGAAGUGGAAGGAAGAGAAAAAUUGAUGAAAGAAUGCAACGAAGGAUUGUUCAAAUUGUGGAUAAAGAACCUCGAUCCACUCCUAAACAAAUUUAAGCUGACCUGCAGACACAGGGUACAACAGUGUCAGCUUGCACUGUCCAUCGCCUCGUCAAUGAAAAGGGACGCCAUGGUAGGAGACCCAGGAGGGCCCUGCUGCUGACACAGAGACAUAAAAAAGCCAGACUGGAGUUUGCAAAAACUUACCUGAGGAAGCCACAAUCGUUCUGGGAGAACGUCCUGUGGACAGAUGAGACUAAAGUGGAGCUUUUUAGUAAAGCACAUCGUCACACGGUUUACAGAAAACGAAAUGAGGCCUUCAAAGAAAUGAACACCAUCCUGACAAUCUAACAUGGUGGUGGUUCACUGAUGUUUUGGGGUUGCUUUGCUGCUUCUGGUACUGGAUGCCUUGACUGUGUUGAUGGCAUAAUGAAAUCUGAAGACUACCAAAGAAUUUUGGGGCAUAAUGUAGGGCCCAGUGUCAGAAAGCUGGGUCUCCUUCAGAUGUCAUGGGUGUUCCAGCAGGACAACGACCCAAAGCAUACUUCAAAAAGCACACAAAAAUGGCUUAAGAUAAAGCGCUGGAGAGUUCUCAAGUGGCCUUCAAUGAGUCCAGAUCUAAACCCUAUAGAACACCUGUGGAGAGAUCUAAAAACAGCAGUUGGGAGAAGGCAGCCUUCAAAUCUGAGAGACCUGAAGCAGUUUGCAAAAGAAGAGUGGUCCAAAAUUCCAGUAGAAAGGUGUAAGAAACUCAUUGAUGGUUACAGGAAGAGAUUGACUUCAGUUAUUUGUUCCAAAGGAUGUGCUACCAAAUAUUAAGUUAAGGGUGCCAAUAAUUUUGUCCUAUCCACUUUUGGAGUUCUGUUUAAAAUAAUAUCAGAUUUGACUUUUUCUCUGCUUUUUUGUUGUUGCUUCAAUGCAAACAAAAGAAAUAAACAUGUGAAUACCAAAGCAUUUGUAAUUUUAACAAUUUUUCUGGGAAAAGUGGUACAUUAUCUGACAGAAAUGCAGGGGUGCCAAUAUUUUUGGCCAUGACUGUACAUACUUCCAUGAACCCUGAGAGCUUUGUCAUUGGGAGGAAACUCCUGGCAGGCUUUACAAAAUUGGACAGUUUGAGGGCAAGGAGUUAAACAUUUUCUCCUGAAGUGACUUAUGAAUGCUUUUUUUAUUUCGGUUUAAAAACAAAAAAUAAAAUCAUAUUUUUACAAAAGAACCCAUCAUACAGCAACCGAAAAAGGAAUAGGCUGAAGCCCCAAGGCUUAUUUUUGCCUAUCCUGUACCAUCAUAGGAAUAAUUCACAAUAAAACAUCAGUACUAGUAUAUCAUUACAAAACACAUAAUAGCCUUAACUGAAAAAUCGAAUUAAAUCAAAUUUCAUUGUUACCUUUGAUCAUUUUAGAGUCUUCUUGAAAACUAACAUAGAAUUACACAUCUUUAUUUCAUUGUUUAGUCCAUUCCAUAAUUUUGCAUCCAAAACUGACACACAUCUGUACUUGGGAUUAGUUCUGACUUUGUAAGUUUCAAACAUUAGCGGCCCCCUUAAGUUAGAAAUCCCCUGCCUUAGCUUAAACGUUUUUGGAAUACAAACAGGAAUGGUCUUAUUUACCACUCGAAACAUAAUUUCCAAUCUUUUUAAAUAUACUUAUGGAGAAUGUUUUCAUGUUUGUAUCAUCAAUUGUACAUGAUAUCACUGCUGUGAGGAGAUGGUGGCUAGAUGAGGUCUCUGUGUCCUUCUGUGACCCUGAUUCUUCUAACAGCUGAUGGAGGAAGAUGAAGAGUAGGACUAUCUGAUCCAGAGACAAAGACCAUAAUCACUGUGUGUGUGUGUGCGUGCUUGCGUGUGUAUGAACAGGAAGUGGAUCUCGCUGAGUCCAGGUUCCUCAGGGAGAAGAUGGAGAGGCUGAAGCAGGUCCAGCAGAUCCAGAGCCUCAUGACUAAAAAAGCAGAAACAGCCAAAGAGUCCAACCAGGUCCUGGAUCUUCUGACCACCAUCCACUACGUGAGUCUCUCUGCUCCACCUCCUGAAGAUCUCUGAGACCCCCAGACCCUCAGUCCCAGACCCUCAGACUCGGACUGUUUCCUCUUUGCAGGUCCAGACCCAGAUGAAGACCUUCUCUGAGGAGAGCGUGUCUCCUCCUCAGACCAUGUCCCAGGUCAAAGUGGUCUCUGAAAGACCGGUCCUGGAGGCCCUCCUGAACUUUGGUAGGUGGACUCUGUUAGACCCUGUAGGGGGGUAUGGUUCUGAACCCAAACAGGUUCUGGAAGGUCCUCCCUGUGGGAUUUAGAAAGGAAGAUCUGAUCCUUACUGGAAGAGGAGAGGCAGGAGGAGAGAGACGACGAGGAGGAGAGGGGAGGAGGAGAGAGGAGGAGCAGGAGGAGUCAGAGGAGGAGAGGAGGAAAGAAGAAGAGGAGGAGGAGCAAGGAGGAGGAGAGAGAGGAGGAGAGAGGAAAGACAGGAGGAGAGAUUAGGAGCAGGAGGAGGAGAGAGAGAGGAGAGGAGGAGGAGAGAGGAGAAAGAGGAGGAGGGGAGAGAGAGAGAUGAGAGAGAGGAGGAGGAGGAGAGAGGAGGAGAGCAGUUGUAAAUGGAGAGUGUUAACAAUCAGGUGGAGGAGGUCAUUGUUCUUCAGUCUAAAGUUUGUUCAGUUCAAUCUGCUUAAAUCAGAAUUUAUCAUAGAUUUCCUCAGAAUAAUAUUCAAUAAUAAUCUGAAACUAAGACGUUUAUGAAGGAGAACAACCAAAUAUGGAAAAAGAGAGAAAGAAUUUGAAUUAUUGAAGGAUAGUCCCUUGAGAUGUUGCUUCUCAUUUCAAGAUGGUCCCUAAACAAACACAAACAUAGAACUGAGGACACAUGACCAUACAUGAACAUGCAUGAACAUACAUGAACAAACAUAAACAUAUAAGAAAUACAGACAAUCUACUCCCACACACAACCCCAACCAACAUAUGCCUAAGACAGACAAAACUUAUGAACAAGGAUGAAUAAUGUGAACAUAAAUACAAAGAAAAUAUAUCAGAAACAUGAGUUUUGAGAUGAGAGUAUAGUGACAUUCUAAAGUGAUAAAAGAAAUAAUAGAACAUAAAUAAAGAGGUUAUUCCAAUCUGAUGGGGCUUUAUAUUGAAACGAUAUUUUACCAACUUCUUUUAAUAUUGUAGAAAUAUAGAAAAAUGGGAAGUUCAUGUGUCUAAGAGAGUUUGGGGAGCUAUAUGGGAUCAAGAUUCAAGUUCUUUUUUCCUUUUUUUUUUUACAACUUUAUCAUUUUUCCAUACUGAGAACAUUGACAUUAGCUAAACAUUUCUUACAAAAGUUGUGAACCCGCCCCACCCCAUCCAGGUGGCUUCACCCCAAACACAUCCACAAAGACACUCACGUAUCAAACAUGCAAACAGAGCACCAAAAGAAGAAAACAAAUAUACACAAAUACAAAAAACAGACAGACAGAAAAGACUCAAACCAAUCUACAUUGAUCGUUAUGAUCAUAACACCAACAUUCUGGACCUCUGUCAUAAGACAAAGACAAAAUUCCCAACAGUGAGAAUAUAGGCAUAGAGAAGGCUAGGACAACAGUCAAAGAGAAUGAAAGAAAAAUAAAUACAUUAAUGAACAAAAACAAGGAGUCAGGCAAAACGCAGUCUCUUGAUAUGAGUUAUGAACUGUGACCAGGUUCUGUCAUAUUUGUCCUCUAACCCGUGUACUGUAUACCUAAUUUUUUCCAGAGCCAAUCCCAUCAUCAUCUCUCUAAUCCAAUGAACAUAGGCAGGAGGGCGCUUCCCUUUCCAGUUCAAUAGUAUCAGACGACGGGCAUACAAGAUGCAAAGGCAAUUGCAUUUUUGUGGAGGCAGGACAACUCUAGCUUGUCAUUAACCACACCGAAGAUAGCUAUCAAAGGGUCAGGCUGCAGUGUUUUGCCAGGUAUUGCUGAGAGUGAUUGGAAGACUGAGGACCAGAAGCCAUGCAACGAUGGACACGACCAAAACAUGUGUCCCAAGGAAAUAGGAGAAUGUUGACAUCUAGGACAGUUUGGCGCAACAUUAGGGUAUAAUUUAGACAGUCUGUCAUUAGAAUAAUGCAACCUGUGGACAACCUUAAACUGAAUCAAGCCAUGUCUGAUACAGAAAGAAGAUGUGUGUAUACGCUGUAUGGCAUUCUUCCAGGUGUCUUCUGGUAUUAUUUCUCCAACCUCUCCUUCCCAUGCUGCCUUGAUUUUGUCCCAUGUAUGAGGGCAGCUAUCCAGAAUUAAUGCAUAUAUUUUUGAUACUGCUCUUUUAUUGAGUGGGUUUACAUUAAGGAUUGAAUACAGUAAGUCUUUAGAGGGUGGAGAUGGAUAACCUGGGAAAAAUUUAGAGGCAAAACUCCGAAGCUGAAGAUAUCUGAAGUAAUGAGACUUUGGUAAAUUAUGAUCUUCACAUAGAAAUUUAAAUGAUGCAAAGCCAUCAUCGGUGAAGAGAUCUUGAAAGUAGACCAAUCCACUUCUGUGCCAAACUGCAAAUGCCUGAUCUAUUUGAGAUGGUGCAAAAAGAUGAUUUAACAUUAUUGGUGAGAAGCUACAUAUAUUUGUCAAAUUAAAAUGUUUCCUGAACUGACGCCAUAUCUUAAUUGAAUUUUGUACCACCAAAUUUGAGCUCAAUUCAGAUGCUUUGAUAUUUAGUGGGAGAGGGGCAGUUAGGAUUGAAAUCUGGGAAAUUGGGAGUGUAGCCCUCAGUUCCAUAUCAGCACAAACCGGACCCUCCUUAUCUGCGAACAUGGUGAUCCAGUAUGUCAGCUUGACAAUAUUAACUGCCCAAUAGUAAAAUAAAAAAUUAGGUAAACCAAAACCACCAUCAGAUUUAACUCUCUCCAGGCUUGCCUUCUUUAUACGUGCAGGUUUUUUAUUCCAUAUGAAUGAAGAGAUAGAGCAGUCCAGCUGAGCAAAAUAGGAUUUUGGGAGAAAAAUGGGAAUCAUUUGGAAUAAAUAAAGAAACCUGGGCAUCACAGUCAUCUUCACUGCAUUUAUCCGUCCUGCCAGUGAGAGUGGAAGUUUCGACCACCUAUCCAAAUGAGUUUUGGUACGGUCCAAAAUCCACCUGUAGUUAUACUGAAAAAUAGCUUUAAUUGAACCUGCAAUUUCUAUUCCCAGAUAAGUAAAUUUGUCAUUUUCAAUCUUAAAAGGCAAGUUUUCAUAAGUGAUCUGUUUUGCCAGAUUAUUCAAAGGAAAUAAUAAAGAUUUUGACAAAUUAAUGUUAUACCCUGAUAUGUUACUGAAUUUUUGGAGCCAGUCGAGAAGGUAGGGCAUGCUCUCAAUUGGGUCUGAUAUUUGCAAAAGCAGAUCAUCAGCAUAAAGCAAAAUUUUAUAGUUUGUUUCACCCCUGGAUAUACUCUUAAUCCUGUCAUCUGAUCUAAUAGCAAUUGCCAGUGGUUCGAUAGCAAUGUCAAACAGGAAGGGCGACAGACAGCAACCCUGUCUUGUACCUCUGUGGAGCGAAAAAUAUUCCGAGACCAGGCCAUUUGUCCUGACUGCAGCAAUAGGUGUUGAAUAUAGGAUUUUGAUCCACUUACAAAAGGUGGGCCCCACUCCAAAUUUUUCUAAAGCUGUGAAAAGAUAGGUCCAUUCGAUUCUAUCAAACGCCUUUUCAGCGUCAAGGCUUAGAAUAACUUCAGGUUGUACUGUUGAAUGGGGGGAAAAUAACACAUUAAAUAAUCUUCUCAUAUUAAAAAAUGAUUGCCGUCUAGGAAUGAAGGCUGUUUGGUCCUCAUUAAUAAUGGUAGGAAUAACAGGGUCUAAUCGUUGUGCAAGGGUUUUAUUUUAUAGUCACAGCACAGAAGACUUAUUGGCCUGUAUGAGCUGCACUGUACAGGGUCCUUAUCUUUUUUAAGUAAAACUGAAAUUGUGGCCUGGGUAAGCUUUUGCGGCAAUUUUCCAUUGGCCAAACAUUCAUCAUAGACUGAUUUAAGGAUAGGUACAAGUUUUGAAGAGAAUUCCUUGUAAAACUCUAUGGGGAAUCCGUCCGGGCCUGGUGCUCUUCCUGUUUGAGAUGACCUGAUGGCAUUUGCUAUUUCUUCAAGCGACAAUGGCUGCUCUAGAAGUGACUGAGCAUCUGGAGAAAGCCUUGGGAUAUCCAGCGAAUCCAGAAAUGAGUAAAUCUCAGAUGAGCUACUAUCUAACUCCGAUUGAUAUAGAGUAGAAUAAUAUUGUUUAAACUGGUCAUUAAUGACUCGGGAGCUGCGAGAUAUGGAGUCAGCGCCUGUAUCAAUUCCUGGGAUUGUUUGUUCAGCUGACUGCUGUUUAAGUUGAAGUGCAAGGAGCCUCCCUGCUUUAUCUCCAUGUUCAUAAUAUACCUGUCUGGAUUUAAAAAUAUUUUUUUCAGCUUUCCAUGUCAUAAGUGUAUUAAAUUCAGUUUGCAACAGUAAUUUCUCCUUAAAGAGAUCUGGCAUAGGCAAAAGAGCAUAACGCCUGUCAAUAUCUGCAAUUUUGUCAGCAAGCUCUUUAAAUUGUUUGGAACGCUCCUUAUCACUAUGUGCCACAUAAGAGAUAACUUGACCCCUAAUGUAGGCUUUCAUAGACUCCCACAAAACUCCCCUUGAAACAUCCUGAGUGUCAUUCAUUUCCAGGGUUGCUGGGGGUCUAGCCGCCAAGUUCAUUGGGGCGCUACAUUAGCUGGAAAAACUAGAUCCAUCUGCACUGGGCUGUGAUCUGAUAGCACUAUACUGUGAUAUUUGCUGCUGGAAAUUAAGGGAAGUAGCUGGUUAUCAACAAUAAAAUAAUCAAUCCUGGAGUAACUAUGGUGAGCGGGGAGAAGAAGGAGAAUUGCUUCGUAGUUGGAUUUUUUGUCCGCCAUGGGUCUGAUAGGCCAUAAGAGCGAAGGAGGGAAUUAAUAGUCACUGCAGCUGACGAGAGUGUGUUGUUUGACCUUUACUUGACCUGUCUAGCUGGGCAUGGAGGACGCAAUUGAAGUCUCCACCUAGAAUUAGUUUGUAGGAAUUAAGAUCCGGAAGAGUUGAAAAAAAAUUAAGAAAGAAUUGUGCAUUGUCCCAAUUUGGUCCAUAAAUGUUAGACACUAUUAACGGUGUAUUAAAUAUCUUGCCCACUACAACAAUAUAUCUGCCAUUAGCAUCUGAUAUUACUUCAGAGUGUUCAAAUGGAAUCCCCUUCCUAAUUAGGAUUGCUGUUCCCCUGGCUUUAUAGUUAAAACGUGAGUGAUAUAUUUGUCCAAUCCACUUGCAGCUUGUAGUCUUUUUUGGGAAUUAAUAUUUUAAAUGUGUCUCCUGAAACAAUAUUACAUCAGGUUUUAGUGAUUUCAAAUGACUAAAUAUUUUGCUCCAUUUAACCAAAUUGUUCAGCCCUUUGACGUUCCAGCUAAUGACCGAAAUUGCUCCUUGUUGAAAUCUACAUUAUUCAGAAUCAUAGUGCAACUGUUUGUAAUGAACCGGUCCUGCAUGUUGGUUAUAUCUGAGUACUUCAGUGCAUGUUUGAGUCAAACCAUAAGCAACAAAUAAACCCAAAAGAAAACUGACAAAAACAAACAGAUUGACAUAGAUAAACCCCUUACCAUCCUGGACUUCUGGGCUGGUCUUCCUUAAACCUGAGACUGCCCUGAAAACUCUCCUUUCUCUCCUAGGCAUAUAACACGUCAACACUAACUUGAACUCUUACACGAACUCUAAUAAGGCAGAACAAAAUGUAAUAGGGCUUUCCUCCCACUACUAUUAUUGCUGCAUGUGUGCUGGCACUUAUUUGGUCACAGGCUGAUAAGGUUCUUAGCACUUACAGUUGGAAGAUAUCCCCACAAGAAAAGAGUAAAAUCAACUAGAAUUAGUGAUAAAGGUGGUGACAAGGGGGUUAAUUAAACAAAAAACAUUAGAAAAUAAAGAAAAGGUACCUUUAGGGUUAUAAUGUUAAAUUUAGACUUAACAUUAGACACUUACACUAACGUGGCAGGGAAAAAGGAAAACAAAGAAGAAUAUUGACAUUUUUAAGUAAGAUAUUCUCCAGGCCACGCGGUGUCUACAUAAACCCUUCACAUACUGUAGUAAACUGUGCAUAAUUGUUCAUCAUGGAUCCUCAGUCCAAAUCCCCCCCCCCCCCCCUCGUUUAUAUUCCUCAGAUGGCUGAAAAAUGUCACUUAGACUUGUCCAUAGUCCAAACAUAAAAUGCAUCCAACUGCAGUGCCCUGAUAUUUACCAAUCAAAAUAUAAGUCAGCACAUGCAGACUACUGCAAUGUUAACACGCAGAGUAUGAUACCUAUUAUGGCCCCGUGAAUUAACUGUCACUCUCCCUCCGUCUCCCGUGGGCACAGAUUGGUCUCGAUGUAGUGCUUUGCCUUGGUUGGGUCAUCGUAAGACACCUGCUCGCCAGCUGGGGUCGUGAUCUUCAGUGUGGCUGGAUACAGGAGAUCGUAUUUCACGCCCGUACACCGGCGAAGCAAUCCUCUCACCUCGGUGAAGGCGGCUCUCUUUUUUCUGACGGCAGCCGAGAAAUCUGGGUAGAUGUAGAAACGCUUGCCUUUGUGGGUGAUGGGACCUGCACCCAUGGCCUUUUGAAGAACAUCCACUUUCUCCUGAAAGUAGUGGAACUUGACGAUUAUUGGCCUCGGGGCAUCUCCGACUUUGGCCUCGGCUGCAGGCUUCUGUGCGCCCGAUCAAGCGUCGGCAUAUAGUCGAGGGUCAGCGCUUCCUUCAAUAAUUCGGCCACGGCUUUCUCCGGUCGUAUAUUUCCGAGUCCCUCUUCCACUCCGACUAGUCUGCAGUUAACUCGCCGCUGCUGAGACUCCAACUCUUCGGUCUUAUCUGCCAACCGGGUGACUUGUGUAGACAGCGUAUUAACUUUAGCUUCAAGCGCGACAACCCGGUUAGCAUUGCCAUUAGCUUCCUCCUCGAGAUCACCAAUGCGGCUUGAGAAUGUGGCGUUUUCUUUCUGCACUUCUUCAGUUACCUUCUUAAACUCUGCGCGCACAUUCAGGAUUUCUGUCCUUAAGUCACUCGCCAAGCUGUCUAUUUUCUUGUCCAGUUUACCUGCAGCCGCCAUCACAGACGAGUCGAUCUUGGUUAGCACACUCUGCUCCGUUUGCUUUAUGGCAGCCAUGAUUGCGUCGAGAUCCGACCCUGAACCCGCUUCCGCGGGCGGCUCCACGUCAACCGAUUCUGAGGCGUCCGGCCCUGGCUUCGGCUUUUGAGAUUUGGGCAUUGUGAACAGCUUUGAAUUUAGAAAAAAACGACUAAUUCGAGGGACUUGGCACUUUAGAGACCCGUUUGCACCGGGAAGAACGAGAAGGAGAGGAGGAAUAUUAAAUUAACAUUCACUCUAAGCAGAGCUCACAAAAACACGUCUUCACAUGUUGCUGCUCAGCUGCGCCCCCCGAUCAAGAGUUCUUUUAAAAGUGAAGGUCAAUGGAAACUAGAAAAAUUGCAUUUCCUUGCAGAAAAUGCGUGGAAAUGCUGAGUGCUGAGCAAGGCAAUGCUAAACUGUUAAUCAAAAAUGGAGGAAGGUAUAAAUGUAAAAGCUGUUGAAGGGGUAAAGAAGAAAUAGACGUUAAAUAAUUGUGAAAAUGGUUGAAGGACAAAUAGUAUGAAUAUGCUCCAUAAAUUGAAAUUUGAUUUAUACUGAAAGAAGGUGAAAAAUGUCUGAAAUUGCACAAAGUUUGAAUGAAGAAGUAAAUCACCUUAAAAGGCAGGUAAGUGAGAAGUGGCAUAAAUUUAAGUUGUAGUUCUGGUAGUAGUAUUAGUCCAGUUGGAAGGAGGGGGUUCAGUGCACCCCCCGGAGAUAUAUUUCUAAUCAGUGUUUUUCUAUAGGAAAAAAUGUGCUGAAAAUGAUGAGCUAUGAUAAAAAGUUCUCAGAAUGUCCCAUCUGCCCCAAAACCCCCAAAAACCCACUUUUUGGUACAUGGCUCUAGCGAAAUUGUGUUAAGGCAAAUAUUAAUUCACUAAAAUUACAUAAUUGGACAUGAAAGUCUAAAAUUUGGCAUGGGGUAUCCUGAGACAUAGGGUUAAGUAGCCCAAUAGGAUUUUAGGACCUGCUACAACUGUAUUCAUAAUUAUGACCAACAUCAUCCCCAGAAACACAAAAAAAUAUACUGUCCACUUGACAAAUAAUAACAAAGAUGAUUGAUUUCCAGCACUUUAUGGUGAAUAUCACUGCCUCAUUUGUAUAUAUAAACUUCCCCAUGUCCCUAAGCUUCAAUUUGAGCCCAAGAUGACCUUUCUGGCUUGAAAAUUACUCUUUCUAUAGCCAAAGUUCUGCACUAUACCUCAAAUCGGAGAAAAUGGGAGAUUCUGCCAGUAGCUGUCUAUUACAGGUAUUAUGCACCCCCAUAUAUAUUUAUAUAUCUUCAUAGAACUCCAGAGACGCUGAGCGUCCGAUGGGUGGGACAAACCCACUUUGAGCUUCCAGAUUGAAGUCAGCAGACGCUGAGUGUCCGGCUGUGUAAAGUGCUGAGGCGCUGCGAGGAUGAAUGAGAACGAAGUUAUGCCGGUUACCUGUGAUUAUCAGCUUCUUAUCACAGUGUGAUUUUUUUUUGGGGGGGAUGACAUUUUAAGGGAAGAUGAGCUUCCCUUGCAGUCUUAGAGCAAUCGCCACUGAUAUAUAUAUAUUUCUGUAUUUCACGAUAUGGGGAUUCAUGAGAUUGUUGGAGACGUUGGUCCCGUAUAUCAUGAAGAUGUUGUAGUUUUUCUGCAGGGGUUCCUUUUACUUUUGAGAGGGGUGUGAAAUUACCAUGAUCUGACAGGGAUGACACAUGAAGUAUGCAUACAAGUGAUGCACUUUUGUGUGCCUCAGGAUUUAAACUCUUUUUUCCCUUAGCCUUAGGCAUGUUGGCUUGAUGUCUAUAACCACCACUGUUAAGAGAAGUGAAUAAGAAAAACCAAUAGCUGAUGUUAUGGGUGCAACCAUCUUAUUUUACAGUCAUGUUUGAAGCUACUACUUGUUUUAGCAGACUAAAGAUAAGAUAAAAUAAGAAGGAAAAAUAUUUAAACUAUAUGUGAUAACUAUAUUCAAGAAGGAAAUAUAACAUAAUGUGUACAUUGUGUAGUCAAAGUCAGUCAAUUUAUUCCACAUGUAUACAGUGGCUGAUUUAUGCUUCUUACCUUGUUUGUUGGGAGGAUGAUGUAGAAGCCAAGGUGUGGUGGUGGCAGAGUUUAUACUGUCUGUAUUGAUAUGCUCAAUGCACAACUGCUGUGCAGUCAUAGCUAUCUCUAUGCUCAAUAAGUUUGACCUGGGUCAUGGAUAAUGUUUACCAGUCACACCUGGCCUGAGUCAAAUUAAUAAAACAUACAUUGAAAGUACAUUCAAUUUCUUAUGGCACUGCUUUACAUGCAAGCAUGUCACUGGAACAUAUGGUAAUUUAACCUUGGCCCUCAAAACAGGUCCAGAUACCUUAUUUGUUAAUUUGUUAAUAACCUCCCGACUGCUCUUACUUUAACUCCCCGCGGACGUCGGGUCGUGGUGGAGGAACAGCAAUGGUAUAUAAGAAUGGCUUUAAAUGCAAACAGCGCACUGUAUCAUCCUCUUUUUCAAGCUUUGAGGUGACUUUAUUUGAGGUGGGUCGGUCUGACCCGGUGCUGUGCGCGGUCAUUUAUCGCCCCCCCAAAUACAAUAAGGAGUUUUUGAAUGACUUCUCUGGUCUACUGGCUGAAAUUAUGCAGAACUAUGAUCGUGUUCUUCUUCUUGGGGAUUUUAAUAUUCACCUGUGUUGUCCAGAAAAGCCGCUGAUGAAGGACUUUGUAAGUCUUAUUGACUCUUUUAAUUUGGUGCAGUGUGUGUCGGGUCCCACACACGAGCACAGGCAUUUACUGGACCUCGUACUGUGUCAUGGUUUACCUGUGUCUAACCUGGUGAUAUGUGAUGAUGUAUUUUCUGAUCACAGGCCUGUAUUGUUUGAAGUGUACCUUUCUUGCUCUGAGGUUAAAUCUGGCGCCCCUGCUCAGAGACGCCGGAUUCUUAACCCCUCCACUGCCGGUCGCUUCUCUGUGGCUUUUGAACAGCUCUGUCUCUGCCCUGCCUCUGCGGACACAGAGGAGCUCAGCUCCUGGUUUCAUUCCUCCUGUGAAAACAUUCUGGACUCUGUGACUCCUUUAAAAACUGUUCGGCCAAAGGCUAAAUCGGAGCCCUGGUUCAAUGAAGAAACUCGCGCAGCCAGACGAGAGUGCCGCAAAGCUGAGCGAAGGUGGAAGAAGGACAAGCUACAGGUUUCUUUCCAAAUACUUAAGGACUCUUUGAACAGCUACCAGAGAACUGUUAAAGAGAGCAAAAGACAAUAUCUGGCAAACUUGGUGGAGUUAAAUCAUCAUAACCCACGUGUGUUGUUUAAAACUAUCGACGCUGUUCUUAACGCCCCACAGCCUGCCAGCUUGGAGGCAUCUGUGGAAAUGUGCAAUAGUUUUCUGUACUUUUUUAUUGAAAAGGUUGUGACUGCCAGGUCUCUCAUCUCUGCUCCUGCAUCCGACCCCUCUGUGCCUGUUCCUUGUUCUGCAGUUCUUGACAGGUUUGAGCCUGUGUCUGUCAUUUAGAAGAGCUGGUUGGCCAAAUUAAGCCUGCUGGUUCUCCCUGUGAUGUUGUCCCUCCCAGGCUGUUUAAAGAGGUUUUCCCCUGCAUAGGUCAGUCUGUUCUGGCUAUCAUAAAUAGCAGUCUGUCCUCUGGUGUUGUUCCGCCAGGUUUUAAACAUGCAGUGGUGCAGCCUCUACUUAAAAAACCAGGCCCUGAUUGCAGUGUGCUGGCCAAUUUUAGGCCAAUCUCCAAACUUCCUUUUAUUUCAAAGAUUUUAGAGAAAGUUUUUCAUGUUCAGCUAAAGUCCUUUCUGGAUGAGCAUGGUGUCUUGGAGGUCUUCCAGUCUGGUUUUAAAACUCGCCACAGCACAGAGUCUGCUUUAAUAAGAGUUUUUAAUGACAUCCUCCAGGCAAAUGACUCUGGUGAUUAUGUUAUUCUUGUUCUGUUAGAUCUAACUGCAGCCUUCGACACAGUGGACCGCAACACUCUGGUGGCUCGGCUAAGCUACCUUAUAGGUGUCCGUGGUACUGCCCUAGAGUGGUUCAAGUCAUAUUUAACAGACAGAACAAUGAGUGUGAGCCUUGGAGAUACAAAGUCCAGCUCUGCUCCACUGCCGUAUGGGGUUCCACAAGGGUUGAUUUUAGGGCCCCUGCUCUUUUCUUUGUAUUUGUUGCCCCUGGGAUCCAUCUUAAAGGGGACCUGCCAUAAAAAUGUAAUUUUUGUUUUUUUUUGUGUCAGAUAAGGUCCAUAUUAUGUUCGUCUUAUGUUGUAAAUGUGAAAACAAACCGUUACGUCAUUUGCAUUCUGUAAAGGUUUAAAAUAAAGGAACGAGUAAACCAGGCCAAUUGAAAAAGCCCAUCGGUGUUAUGUUGCGCCGACCUUGCUCAUUAUUAUUCACGAGCGCGUCCUCGGUGAGCCGUGCCCACUCUCUCGUUCUCGUACUCAGUCACAGCCAGAGCGAGACCCAGCUACCACUGUAUCCGCUAUGGGUCUCUUCCAAACGACCGGUGUUUCCUUCGGUUCACUGCCGGGAAAAUGAACUUAAAGCUGGGCAGAAUGAAUGAGAAAACACCGCUUGAGAUCUCCGGCUUCUUCCUCAACUUCCACCUCCUCUUCGGACUCGGGGUCUAAAAUAUAUGGUUUAAUACCUGCCGUUUUUAGCCUUUAGCAUAAGGUGACCAGACGUCCCCGAUUUCCGGGGACAGUCCCCGUAUUGGAUGACCUGUCCCCGGCAAAAGCUGUCCCCGAAAAUGUCCCCGAUUUAAGCGUUUCAUGAAUGAGAGCUAAAAUGUUGUGUGUGGGCUCGAACAACGGUUAUUACAGUAGCCGAAUAGGUAGGAAGCACAAGUUAGCAGUCCUGAACAACAGUUCUUACGGGGGUUAUUACAAGGGGCAUGCGCUGCUACUAAAUAGUACCGAGACUUUGUCUGUGAUCACACAGCCCCUGCAGCCCCUGCACCGCCGCCGCCGCCGCAUCGAAUAUCCCCGGAUAUCAUUACAGACAUCUGGGUACCUUACUUUAGCACACAUUAGCAUAUGCUAUUAGCAUUAGCAUAAUAACAAGGGAUAAAUCGAAAUCCGAACCUCCACUGCUGAGCCAAUCAGAGCACAGCAGGCUUCACAGCAGCGAUCCAAUCAGAGCAAAGCUCAUUACCAUAAAUGUUAAUGAGCCAAAACCAGUUGGUUUUCCUGUAAGGUUUUUUAGGCAUACUGAAACAAACCAUCAAAUAACUUUUCAGCUAAAAUUAUGUUGCAAACAUUAUCAGAGGACAUCAAGGAUUAUGAAAAAAUGAUAAAAAUGGGUAUGAAAUUUUGGUGGCAGGUCCCCUUUAAGAAAGCAUGGCAUUUCAUGUCAUUGUUACGCUGAUGACAGUCAGAUAUAUGUGCCACUUAACAAGAAAAAUGCUUUCUCCCUCACUCCACUUCUGGCAUGUCUUGAAGACAUCAAAGCCUGGAUGGCUUUGAAUUUCUUAAAUUUCAAUGAAAAAAAAACAGAAGGGAUGGUCUUUGGUCCCAGUGGCCCUUGUGAAACCCCUCCUGUAGACUUGGGUAUUUUAGCAGAUUAUUUAAAGCCAACUGUCUCAAAUUUGGGUUUUAAGAUGGACAGUGAUUUUAAAUUUGAUAGGCAAAUUAGCUCGGUAGUGAAAUCCAGUUUUUAUCAUAUUAGGCAGCUGGCGAAGGCAAAGCCUUUUCUUUCACGUAAGCACUUUGAAACAGUAAUCCAUGCCUUUGUUACAUCUCGGCUGGAUUACUGUAACGCACUUUAUUUUGGAGUCAGCCAGUCCUCCCUCUCACGUCUCCAGUUAGUACAAAACGCAGCCGCCCGGCUCUUAACUGGAGUACGUAAGAGGGAGCACAUUACUCCCAUCCUGGCCUCCCUCCACUGGUUACCCGUGCAUUUUAGAGUUCAUUUUAAGAUUAUUUUAUUUGUUUUUAAAUCUUUAAAUGGUCUGGCUCCAUCUUACCUCUCUGAGCUUCUCCACCCCUACACCCCAGCUCGGUGCCUCAGGUCAGCUGAUCAGCUACUCCUGGAGGUACCGAGGUCCAAACGGAAGCUCAGAGGGGAUAGAUCUUUUUCUGUUGCAGCCCCAAAUUUAUGGAACGAGCUACCCCUCCAAAUUAGACAAGCCCCCACACUGUCCAUUUUUAAAAGUCGUCUUAAAACCCAUUUUUAUUCAUUGGCUUUUAACCCUGCAUGAGACUCGGCUCCUGUUUUAGUGUUUUAUGGUUUGUUUUUAGUUAUUUGUUUCUAUGUUUUUAAAUUAGUUUUUAAAAACAUUGAAACUAUAUUUUACUUUUGAUUCUGCUUUUAUUUUAUCCAUUGUUUUAAUUGUUUUUUGAUUGUUUUCUAUCUUGUUGUUUUGUCUAGUUAUGUACAGCACUUUGUUCAGCUGUGGUUGUUUUAAAGUGCUUAACAAAUAAAGUUGAGUUGAGUUGAGAAUGCAACAUUGGCUGAGAUAUAGGUAAAAUCAGUGUUUCCAAAAUGGCGGCACUAAUUAGCAUAUAAAUAAUAGAUUGGUCAUGUCGACAACUAUUAAACAUCGCUCAUCAUUUUCAGCACAUUUUUUCCAAUAAGGAAAUACUGAUUAGAAAUAUAUAAAUAUAUAUGGGGGUGCAUAAUACCUGUAAUAGACGGCUAUUGGCAGAAUCUCCUAUUUUCUCCGAUUUGAGGUAUAGUGCAGAACUUUGGCUAUAGAAAGAGUAAUUUUCAAGCCAGAAAGGUCAUCUUGGGCUCAAAUUGAAGCUUAGGGACAUGGGAAGUUUAUAUAUACAAAUGAGGCAGUGAUAUUCACCAUAAAGUGCUGGAAAUCAAUCAUCUUUGUUAUUAUUUGUCAAGUGGACAGUAUAUUUUUUUGUGUUUCUGGGGAUGAUGUUGGUCAUAAUUAUGAAUACAGUUGUAGCAGGUCCUAAAAUCCUAUUGGGCUACUUAACCCUAUGUCUUAGGAUACCCCAUGCCAAAUUUUAGACUUUCAUGUCCAAUUAUGUAAUUUUAGUGAAUUAAUAUUUGCCUUAACACAAUUUCGCUAGAGCCAUGUACCAAAAAGUGGGUUUUUGGGGGUUUUGGGGCAGAUGGGACAUUCUGAGAACUUUUUAUCAUAGCUCAUCAUUUUCAGCACAUUUUUUCCUAUAGAAAAACACUGAUUAGAAAUAUAUCUCCGGGGGGUGCACUGAACCCCCUCCUUCCAACUAGACUAUAUGGUAAGUAGUCAUAGUAGUGAUAUAAGUAGUUGUGUAAGCAGUAGAAGUAGUUUGAGAAUAGAAGAAGUCGAUGAAUUAAAAAUCCUCAAGUAUUAGAGAGUUUUGAAGAUUGAGAAAUGUUUGAAUGAGUUUAGAUUUGGUGCACUAAUUUGUUGCCAUGGGGAAGGUGGAAGCAUCAAUACAGCAGGAGAAAGGAGGCUUGAAGCUGAGGAAACAGCUCUCCAGCUACGCCCAGAUGCUUUGCCCUAUAUUCAUUAUAAGGAGGUUGUGAAAACCGCAAGACUCUACUAAAUAUAUUGAUACAAUUUAUUAAAAACAUCCUAGUAACACCCCAUACAGUCCUUAAUAAGCUGAAUUUCUGGAGCCCAGAAUGGUAUCUGUAGCCCAAAAUUUGUGGUAGAGGAUAGGUGGUGAGGCAGACAUAUGGUCAAAGUGUGUGCAUGGAGGUGUCAUAGACAGAGAGAGAGUCACGCACACACAUUGUCAGAGUGGGUGUGUGUGUUUGUGUGUCUGUUUAUUAAUGCAUCCUAUACAGACCAAAGGACCAACUGACCAACGUUUUGAAUGAGAAGCUGCCUAACUGCAGUGAAUUUAGAGUCCCGAACUUCUUCACAUCGCACGAUUUUCUUAAAUCCCAGAAUGAAAAUAGGAACAUUGUAGGAAUCCCGAAAUCCUAAAGAAUACAAUGAUGUGGUUUUCAUGUCUGUACUCUAAAAAAUGUGGCCACAACAGCGAGUUAAACAGAUUUAACCCUGAGUGAUGAUCAGGAUUUUCUGGGAGAAAGAUUACAUUAUGGUCAAUGGGAGGAAACUCUGCCCCAAAGGAAUAGUUUAAAAGUUGAACGGUUGAAAUAGCACAAAGUAUGAAGGAGUUGCAAAGUUGCAAAAAAGGUACGGAAGAAUAAUAACUAGCAAAAUUGCAUUUCCUUGCAGAAAAUGCGUGGAAAUGCUGAGUGCUGAAAGCUGAAGAGGUUGGAUAAUUGUUUAAUUGGUUGAAGGACAAAUAGUAUGAAUAUGCUCUAUAAAUGAAAAUUUUAUUCAUGUUGAAAGAGGCUAGAAAAAUGUCUAAGUUUGAAUGAAGAAGGAAAUUGCUUAAAAGGCAGGAAGGUGAGAAGUGGCAUAAGUUAAAGUUGUAGUACUAGAAGUAGUAUGAUAAGUAGUCAAGUAGUGAUACUAGUAGUCAUGUAAGCAGUAGAAGUAGUUUGAGAAGAAAAGAAGUAUAAGUCAAAGUAGUAGAGAAAGUAGAAAUAGUAGCAAUAGCAGUUGAAGUAGAGGGGAAAGUACUAGUUUAAUUGACAUUAGCAGUAGUUAUAGUUCUAGAUGUGGGAUUUUGUUUGAAGGAUGAAAUAAUGCAUAAAUAUUAAAACUAAUUGAAACAGGGAAAAUUUAAAUAAUUAAAAAUCCUCAAGUAUCAGAAGGUUUUUAAGUAUCAGAGAGGUUUGAAUGAGUUUAAAUUAGUUUAGAAAAAUAAAUAAUAAAUCAUCACUGAGUGACUUUAAAAUGUGAAAAAUGUAAAUGAAUAAAAAUCCUGACUAUACCCCAUAAUGCCCUCAAUGAGCUUAAAUCUUGAAGCCCUAAAUGGUUUCUGUAGGUCAAAGUUCAUGGGAGGAGAUAGGGGCCUAAGUUCAUAAAGCGCUAUAGUGAAGAGUUUUAAAUGUCACCCCCAGUGCUAUGUGUACUGAGCCUGGCUUCAUGUGUCUCAUAUGUGUCAAUCCUAAAUACACCCCAUAAUGUCCUCAAUGAGCUGAAUUUUUGAAGCCCAGAAUGGUUUCUGUAGGUCAAAAUUUGUGCUUGGCUUGGCCUGGCUUCAUGUAUCUCAUAUGGCCACUAGAAGAGGCUUUUCAGUCAGCUGUGUGUCUCCAGGUGCGCUAAUUGGUUGCCAUAGGCAGUGACACACGCACAGACACACAUUGUCAGACUGUGUGUGUGUGUCUCGUUAAUGAUUUUAUCCUAAACAGCUGUGAGAUCAAAGCCAUUAACUGACCUACUGUUUGACUGAGAGGUGCUGAACUGCAGUGAAUUUAGGGCCUCUGAACUUCUUCACAUAGCACGAUUUCCUUAAAUCCCAGAAUGAUAAUAAGAACAUCGUACGAAUCCUCCGUCCUUCAUGAACACAAUGAUGUUUUCAUGUCUGUACUCCGAAAAAUGUGGCCACAACAGCGAGUUAAAAAAGUCUGAGCCUGAGUGGCGAUAAGGAUUUUCUUGGAGAAAAAAUACAUUAGGGCUAAUGGGAGAGAUUUCCGCCUAUUUGGACAGUUGGUCACCUGCUGGCCAAGGGGUAGGAUUUAAUGAUUUGAAACCUUUUUUGUGAGAAGCAGGACACAUAUGCCUCCAUUUUGAUGUAUUUUUUAUGGCUGUGGAGUGAGAUUUGUGGGCGUAGGAGCGAUAUAUUCGAGCGAGGUUCUGUCGAUCAGAGACGAGGUCUGCACUCUAGCUUUUCAAAUCGUCACUCUAGCCUCUCCAAUACACACCCAUUAUAAAGCCUGAAAAUUUGCUGAAAACCACAAGUUGCUUAAAGCUAAAUUGUGGAAAAACUGUAAAAGAUAUCAAAAAACUGAGUACAACUGUAAUAGUCGACAAGUGAAUGAACAUUUUCAAGCAAAAAUGAGGGCUCUAGGUGAAAGUACGCUGAAGUUAUAAGGCUCAGAAGAUGGAGGAGGAAAAGGUAGAAUUUUAAGAUUUCCCCAUUCAUUUCUAAUGGUACAAAUUUUGGCACAAAAAGUUAAAAAAACCAAAAAGUAUAAAGGGUAGAAAAAAGAAAAAUACAUCCGCACAUGUCCUGAAGGAGUGGAAUAGUUUAAAGUUUGAACGGUUGAAAUCGGACAAAGUUUGAAGGAGGAGAAGCGGUCCAAAAAAGGUACGGAAGAAUAAUAAGAUUAAAGAAACAGGAGAAUAACAAUAAGUGGAAAUGCUUAAUCAGCAUUUCCACUUAAUAAUGAUAAUAAUCAUAAUAAAGAAAUAGGAGAAUAACAAUAAGUGGAUAUGCUUAAUCAGCAUUUCCACUUAAUUAUAAUAAUAACUAGAAAAAUUGCAUUUCCUUGCAGAAAAUGCGUGGAAAUGCUGAGUGCUGAAAGCUGAAAAAGCAAUGCUAAACUGCUAAUAAAACAUGGAGAAAGGUAUCAAUGUUAAAGCUGUUGAAGGGGUGAGAAAGAAAUGUAAGUUGGAUAAUUGAUUAAUUGGUUGAAGGACAAAUAGUAUGAAUAUGCUCUAUAAAAGAAAAUUCUAUUCAUGCUGAAAGAGGCUAGAAAAAUGUCUAAAAUUGCACAAAGUUUGAAUGAAGAAGGAAAUUGCCUUAAAAGGCAGGAAGGUGAGAAGUGGCAUAAGUUUAAGUUUUUAAGUAUAAGAAAGGUUUGAAUCAGUUUGAAUCAGUUCAAAUUAGUUUGAAAAAUUAAAUGAUAAAUCAUCACUGAGUGACUUUAAAAUGUGAAAAAUCUAAAUGAAUAAAAAUCCUAAAUACACCCCAUAAUGUCCUCAAUGAGCUUUCAUUUUAAAGCCCUGAAUGGUUUCUGUAGGUCAAAGGUCAUGUGAGGAGAUAGGGGCUUAGGUUUUUUCAAGCACUCUAGUAAAGGGUUUUAAGUGUCACCCCAAGUGCUAUGUGUUCUGAGCCUGGCUUCAUUUGUCUCAUAUGGCCAUUAGAAGCAGCUUUCCAGUCAGCUGUGUGUCUCCAGGUGCACAAAUUGGUUGCCAUGGGGACCUUGGAUGAAUAACUAUAGCAGGAGAAAGAAGGCUUGAAGCUAAGGAAACAGGACUCCAAGUAGGCCCUGACGCUCAUCCUCUGUAUAAAUUCAUAAGGAGCUUGUGAGAACACAAGAUUUUGCUGAACACAUUAAUACAAUUUAUUAUCACAAUCCUCAAAACACCCCAUAAUAUCUUCAAUGAGCUGAAUUUUUCAAGCCCAGAAUGGUUUCUGUAGCUCAAAGUUUGUGGGUGGAGAUAGGUGAUGAAGCAGACACAUAUUACCUGUGUGUACAAGCAGGUGAACUGCCAGGUAGACCUGACAAUGCAAAUAGUACAAGAAUGUGUGUGUGUGUGUGUGUGUGUGUGUGUGUGUGUGUGUGUGUGUGUGUGUGUGUGUGUGUGUGUGUGUCGUUAAUGACUGCAUCCUAAACAGCUGUGAGAUCAAAGCAUUAACUAACCUAUUGUUUGAAUGGAGAAGCUGCCGAACUGCAGUGAAUUUAGGGUUCUGAACUUCUUCACAUAGCACGAUUUCCUUAAAUCCCAGAAUGAAAAUAAGAACAUCGUACGAAUCCUCCAUCCUUUAUGAACACAAUGAUCUGUUUUUCAUGUCUGUACUCCGAAAAAUGUGGCCACAACAGCGAGUUAAAAAAGUCUGAGCCUGAGUGACGAUAAGGAUUUUCUUGGAGAAAAAAUACAUUAGGGCCAAUGGGGAGAGAUUUGCGCCUAUUUGGACAGUUGGUCACCUGCUGGCCAAGGGGUAGGAUUUAAUGAUUUGAAACCUCUUUUGUGAGAAGCAGGACACAUAUACCUCCAUUUUGAUGUAUUUUUUAUGGCUGUGGAGUGAGAUUUGUGGGCGUGGGAGCGAUAUAUUCGAGCGAGGUUCUGUCGAUCAGAGACGAGGUCUGCACUCUAGCUUUUCAAAUCAUCACUCUAGCCUCUCCAAUACACCCCCAUUAUAAAGCCUGAAAUUUGCUGAAAACCAUAAGUUGCAUAAAGCUAAAUUGUGGAAAAACUGUAAAAGAUAGCAAAAAAAAGUUAAUACAACAUCAAUAGUCGACAAGACAAUGAACAUUUUAAAGCAAAAAUUAGGUCUCUAGGUGAAAGUAUGCUGAAGUUAUAAGGCAUAGAAAGUGGACGAAUAACAGGAAGAAUUGGAACAUUUCCCCAUUCAUUUCUAUGGGAAAAAAAGUUUGGCACAAAAAGUGAAAAAUAAUAAAAAGUACAAAGGACAGAAAGGAAAAAAAUACAAGCACACAUGUCCUGAUGGAGUGGAAUAGUUUAAAGUUUGAACGGUUGAAAUCGGACAAAGUUUGAAGGAGGAGAAGCGGUCCAAAGAAACGUAUGGGGAGAGUGUUAAGUAUAAUACUAGAAAAAUUGCAUUUCCUUGCAGAAAAUGCGUGGAAAUGCUGAGUGCUGAAAGCUGAAAAAGCAAUGCUAAACUGCUAAUAAAACAUGGAGAAAGGUAUAAAUGUUAAAGCUGUUGAAGGGGUGAAAAAGAAAUAUAAGUUGGAUAAUAGUUUAAUUGGUUGAAGGACAAAUAGUAUGAAUAUGCUCUAUAAAAGGAAAUUUUAUUCAUGCUGAAAGAGGCUAGAAAAAUGUCUAAAAUUGCACAAAGUUUGAAUGAAGAAGGAAACUGCCUUUAAAGGCAGGAAGGUGAGAAGUGGCAUAAGUUUAAGUUGUAGUACUAGAAGAAGUAUGAUAAGAAGUCAAGUCGUGAUACUAGUAGUCAUGUCAGCAGUAGAAGUAGAUUGAGGAUAAAAGAAGUAUAAGUCAAAGUAGUAGACAAAGUAGAAAUAGUAGCAAUAGCAGCAGUAGAGAAAGUAGAAAUAGGAGCAAUAGCAGUUGAAGUAGAGGGGAAAGUACUAGUUUAAUUGACAUUAGCAGUAGUUGUAGUACUAGAGGUAGGAUUUUGUUUGAAGGACGGAAUAAUGCAUAAAUAUUAAAACUAACUUAAAAAAGGGAAAAUUUAAAUAAUUAAAUUUCACUAGUAUCAGAAAGUUUUUUAGUAUUAGAAAGGUUUGAAUCAUUUUGAAUGAGUUUAAAUUAGUUUGAAAAAUUAAAUGAUAAAUCAUCACUGAGUGACUUUAAAAUGUGAAAAAUUUAAAUGAAUAUAAAUCCUAAAUACACCCCAUAAUGUCCUCAAUGAGCUUAAAUUUUAAAGCCCUGAAUGGUUUCUGUAGGUCAAAGGUCAUGUGAGGAGAUAGGGGCUGAAGGUUUUUCAAGCGCUCUAGGAAAGGGUUUUAAGUGUCAUCCCCAGUGCUAUGUGUACUAAGCCUGGCUUCAUGUGUCUCAUAUGGCCAUUAGAAGCAGCUUUCCAGUCAGCUGUGUGUCUCCAGGUGCACAAAUUGGUUGCCAUGGGGACCUUGGAUGCAUAACUAUAGCAGGAGAAAGAAGGCUUGAAGCUAAGGAAACAGGACUCCAAGUAGGCCCUGACGCUCACCCUCUGUAUAUAUUCAUAAGGAGCUUGUGAGAACACAAGACUCUGCUGAACACAUUAAUACAAUUUAUUAUCACAAUCCUCAAAACACCCCAUAAUAUCUUCAAUGAGCUGAAUUUUUGAAGCCCAGAAUGGUUUCUGUAGCUCAAAGUUUGUGGGUGGAGAUAGGUGGCGAAGCAGACACAUAUUAACUGUGUGUACAAGCAGCUGAACUGCAAGGUAGACUUCAUAAAGCAACAAGUACAAGAAUGUGUGUGCGUGUGUGUGUGUGUGUGUCGUUAAUGACUUCAUCCUAAACAGCUGUGAGAUCAAAGGCAAAUCACUGACCUACUGUUUGAAUGACAAGCAGCUGAACUGCAGAGGUUUUAGAGGCUCUAAACUUCUUCACAUAGCGUGAUUUCCUUAAGUCCCAGAAUGAAAAUAAGAACAUCGUACGAAUCCUCCGCCCUUCAUGAACACAAUGAUGUCUUUUUCAUGUCUGUACUCCGAAAAAUGUGGCCACAACAGUGAGUUAAAAAAGUCUGAGCCUGAGUGGGGAUAAGGAUUUUCUUGGAGAAGAAAUACAUUAGGUCUAAUGGGGAGAGAUUUCCGCCUAUUUGGACAGUUGGUCACCUGCUGGCCAAGGGGUAGGAUUUAAUGAUUUGAAACCUCUUUUGUGAGAAGCAGGACACAUAUACCUCCAUUUUGAUGUAUUAUUUGUGUCAGUGGAGUGAGAUUUGUGGGCGUGGGAGCGAUAUAUUCGAGCGAGGUUCUGUCGAUCAGAGACGAGGUCUGCACUCUAGCUUUUCAAAUCAUCACUCUAGCCUCUCCAAUACACCCCUAUUAUAAAGCCUGAAAUUUGCUGAAAACCACGAGGUGCUUAAAGCUAAAUUGUGGGAAAACUGUAGAAGAUAGCACAAAAAAGUUAAUACAACAUCAAUAGUCGACAAUACAAUGAACAUUUUAAAGCAAAAAUGAGACAUCUAGGUGAAAGUAUGCUGAAGUUAUAAGGCUUAGAAGGUGGAAGAAGAAAAAGAAGAAUUGGAAGAUUUCUCCAUUCAUUUCUAUGGGAAAAAAAGUUUGAGACAAAAAGUGAAAAAUAAUAAAAAGUAUAAAGGGUAGAAAAGAGAAAAGUAAUAGCCAUCAUGUCCUGAUGGAGCGGAAUAGUUUAAAGUUUGAACGGUUGAAAUCGGACAAAGUUUGAAGGAGGAGAAGCGGUCCAAAGAAACGUAUGGGGAGAGUGUUAAGUAUAAUACUAGAAAAAUUGCAUUUCCUUGCAGAAAAUGCGUGGAAAUGCUGAGUGCUGAAAGCUGAAAAAGCAAUGCUAAACUGCUAAUAAAACAUGGAGAAAGGUAUAAAUGUUAAAGCUGUUGAAGGGGUGAACAGAAAUAUAAGUUGGAUAAUUGAUUAAUUGGUUGAAGGACAAAUAGUAUGAAUAUGCUCUAUAAAAGGAAAUUUUAUUCAUGCUGAAAGAGGCUAGAAAAAUGUCGAAAAUUGCACAAAGUUUGAAUGAAGAAGGAAAUUGCCUUAAAAGGCAGGAAGGUGAGAAGUGGCAUAAGUUUAAAUUGUAGUACUAGAAGUAGUAUGAUAAGAAGUCAAGUCGUGAUACUAGUAGUCAUGUCAGCAGUAGAAGUAGAUUGAGAAUAAAAGAAGUAUAAGUCAAAGUAGUAAAGAAAGUAGAAAUAGGAGCAAUAGCAGUUGAAGUAGAGGGGAAAGUUCUAGUUUAAUUGACAUUAGCAGUAUUUGUCGUACUUGAGGUAGGAUUUUGUUUGAAUGAUGGAGUAAUGCAUAGAUAUUAAAACUAAUUUAAAACAGGGAAAUUUUAAAUUAUCAAAAGUCCUCAAGUAUCAGAAAGUUUUGAAGUAUUAGAAAGGUUUGAAUCAGUUUGAAUGAGUUUAAAUUAGUUAGAAAAAUUAAAUGAUAAAUCAUCACUGACUGACUUUUAAAAUGUGAAAAAUUUAAAUGAAUAACAAUCCUAAAUACACCCAAUAAUGUCCUCAAUGAGCUUAAAUUUCAAAGCCCUGAAUGGUUUCUGUAGGUCAAAGGUCAUGUGAGGAGAUAGGGGCUGAAGUUUUUUCCAACGCUCUAGGAAAAGUUUUUAAGUGUCAUCCCAAUUGCUAUGUGUACUGAGCCUGGCUUCAUGUGUCUCAUAUGGCCACUAGAAGCAGCUUUCCAGUCAGCUGUGUGUCUCCAGGUGCACAAAUUGGUUGCCAUGGGGACCUGGGAUGCAUAACUAUAGCAGGAGAAAGAAGGCUUGAAGCUAAAGAAACAGGACUCCAAGUAGGCCCUGACGCUCACCCUCUGUAUAUAUUCAUAAGGAGCUUGUGAGAACACAAGACUCUGCUGAACACAUUAAUACAAUUAAUUAUCACAAUCCUCAAAACACCCCAUAAUAUCUUCAAUGAGCUGAAUUUUUGAAGCCCAGAAUGGUUUCUGUAGCUCAAAGUUUGUGGGUGGAGAUAGGUGGUGAAGCAGACACAUAUUAACUGUGUGUACAAGCAGCUGAACUGCAAGGUGGACCUCAAAAUGCAACAAGUACAAGAAUGUGUGUGCGUGUGCGUGUGUGUCUCGUUAAUGACUGCAUCCUAAACAGCUGUGAGAUCAAAGGCAAAUCACUAACCUACUGUUUGACUGAGAGGUGCUGAACUGCAGUGAAUUUCAGCCUGUGAACUUCUUCACAUAGCGUGAUUUCCUUAAGUCCCAGAAUGAAAAUAAGAACAUCGUACGAAUCCUCCGUCCUUCAUGAACACAAUGAUGUGUUUUUCAUGUCUGUACUUCGAAAAAUGUGGCCACAACAGCGAGUUAAAAAAGUCUGAGCCUGAGUGGGGAUAAGGAUUUUCUUGGAGAAGAAAUACAUUAGGUCUAAUGGGGAGAGAUUUCCGCCUAUUUGGACAGUUGGUCACCUGCUGGCCAAGGGGUAGGAUUUAAUGAUUUGAAACCUCUUUUGUGAGAAGCAGGACACAUAUACCUCCAUUUUGAUGUAUUUUUUAUGGCUGUGGAGUGAGAUUUGUGGGCGUGGGAGCGAUAUAUUUGAGCGAGGUUCUGUCGAUCAGAGACGAGGUCUGCACUCUAGCUUUUCAAAUCAUCACUCUAGCCUCUCCAAUACACCCCUAUUAUAAAGCCUGAAAUUUGCUGAAAACCACAAGUUGCAUAAAGCUAAAUUGUGGAAAAACUGUAAAAGAUAGCACAAAGAGGUUAAUACAACAUCAAUAGUCGACAAGACAAUGAACAUUUUAAAGCAAAAAUGAGGUCUCUAGGUGAAAGUAUGCUGAAUUUAUAAGGUCUAGAAGGUGGACGAAUAACAGGAAGAAUUGAAAGAUUUCCCCAUUCAUUUCUAUGGGGAAAAAAGUUUGGCACAAAAAGUGAAAAAUAAUAAAAAGUAUAAAGGGUAGAAAAGAGAAAAGUAAUAGCCAUCAUGUCCUGAUGGAGCGGAAUAGUUUAAAGUUUGAACGGUUGAAAUCGGACAAAGUUUGAAGGAGGAGAAGCGGUCCAAAGAAACGUAUGGGGAGAGUGUUAAGUAUAAUACUAGAAAAAUUGCAUUUCCUUGCAGAAAAUGCGUGGAAAUGCUGAGUGCUGAAAGCUGAAAAAGCAAUGCUAAACUGCUAAUAAAACAUGGAGAAAUGUAUAAAUGUUAAAGCUGUUGAAGGGGUGUGAAAGAAAUGUAAGUUGGAUAAUUGAUUAAUUGGUUGAAGGACAAAUAGUAUGAAUAUGCUCUAUAAAAAGAAAUUUUAUUCAUACUGAAAGAGGCUAGAAAAAUGUCUAAAAUUGCACAAAGUUUGAAUGAAGAAGGAAAUUGCCUUAAAAGGCAGGAAGGUGGGAAGUGGCAUAAGUUUAAUUUUUUAAGUAUUAGAAAGGUUUGAAUCAGUUUGAAUCAGUUCAAAUUAGUUUGAAAAAUUAAAUGAUAAAUCAUCACUGAGUGACUUUAAAAUGUGAAAAAUCUAAAUGUAUAUAAAUCCUAAAUACACCCCAUAAUGUCCUCAAUGAGCUCAAAUUUUAAAGCCCUGAAUGGUUUCUGUAGGUCAAAGGUCAUGUGAGGAGAUAGGGGCUGAAGUUUUUUCAAGCGCUGUAGUAAAGGGUUUUAAGUGUCAUCCCCAGUGCUAUGUGUGCUGAGUCUGGCUUCAUGUGUCUCAUAUGGCCAUUAGAAGCAGCUUUCCAGUCAGCUGUGUGUCUCCAGGUGCACUAAUUGGUUGCCAUGGGGACCUUGGAUGCAUAACUAUAGCAGGAGAAAGAAGGCUUGAAGCUAAGGAAACAGGACUCCAAGUAGGCCCUGACGCUCAUCCUCUGUAUAUAUUCAUGAUAAGGAGCUUGUGAGAACACAAGACUCUGCUAAACACAUUAAUACAAUUUAUUAUCACAAUCCUCAAAACACCCCAUAAUAUCUUCAAUGAGCUGAAUUUUAGAAGCCCAGAAUGGUUUCUGUAGCUCAAAGUUUGUGGGUGGAGAUAGGUGGCGAAGCAGACACAUAUUAACUGUGUGUACAAGCAGCUGAACUGCAAGGUAGACCUCAUAAAGCAACAAGUACAAGAAGUGUGUGUGUGUGUGUGUGUGUGUGUGUGUGUCUCGUUAAUGACUGCAUCCUAAACAGCUGUGAGAUCAAAGGCAAAUCACUGACCUACUGUUUGAAUGAGAAGCAGCUGAACUGCAGAGGAUUUAGAGGCUCUAAACUUCUUCACAUAGCGUGAUUUCCUUAAGUCACAGAAUGAAAAUAAGAACAUCGUACGAAUCCUCCGCCCUUCAUGAACACAAUGAAGUAUUUUUCAUGUCUGUACUCCGACAGAUGUGGCCACAACAGCGAGUUAAAAAAGUCUGAGCCUGAGCGAUGAUCCGGAUUUUCUUGGAGAAAAUUAACAUUACGGUCAAUGGGAGAGAUUUCCGCCUUCUUUGGACAGUUGGUCACCUGCUGGCCAAGGGGUAGGAUUUAAUGAUUUGAAACCUCUUUUGUGAGAAGCAGGACACAUAUACCUCCAUUUUGAUGUAUUAUUUGUGUCAGUGGAGUGAGAUUUGUGGGCGUGGGAGCGAUAUAUUCGAGCGAGGUUCUGUCGAUCAGAGACGAGGUCUGCACUCUAGCUGAUGACAUCAUCACUCUAAACUCUCCAAUACACACCCAUUAUAAAGCUUGAAAUUUGCUGAAAACCACAAGUUGCUUAAAGCUAAAUUGUGGAAAAACUGUAAGAGAUAUCAAAAAACUGAGUACAACUGUAAUAGUCGACAAGUGAAUGAACAUUUUAAAGCAAAAAUGAGGUCUCUAGGUGAAAGUAUGCUGAAGUUAUAAGGUCUAGAAGGUGGAAGAAUAAAAGGAAGAAUUGGAAGAUUUCCCCAUUGACUUCAAUGUUAAAAUUUUUGCACAAAAAGUUAAAAAAAACAAAAAGUAUAAAUGUUAGAAAAGUGAAAAGUAAUAGCAAACGUGUCCUGAAGGAGUGGAAUAGUUUAAAGUUUGAACGGUUGAAAUCGGACAAAGUUUGAAGGAGGAGAAAGCGGACGAAAAACGGCGGAAGAAUAAUAAUAAUAAUAAUAAAGAAACGGGAGAAUAACAAUAAGUGGAAAUGCCUAUCAGCAUUUCCACUUAACUAGAAAAAUUGCAUUUCCUUGCAGAAAAUGCGUGGAAAUGCUGAGUGCUGAAAGCUGAAAAAGCAAUGCUAAACUGCUAAUAAAACAUGGAGAAAGGUAUAAAUGUUAAAGCUGUUGAAGGGGUGAAAAAGAAAUAUAAGUUGGAUAAUUGUUUAAUUGGUUGAAGGACAAAUAGUAUGAAUAUGCUCUAUAAAAGGAAAUUUUAUUCAUGCUGAAAGAGGCUAGAAAAAUGUCUCAAAUUGCACAAAGUUUGAAUGAAGAAGGAAAUUGCCUUAAAAGGCAGGAAGGUGAGAGGUGGCAUAAGUUUAAGUUGUAGUACUAGAAGUAGUAUGAUAAGAGGUCAAGUCGUGAUACUAGUAGUCAUGUCAGCAGUAGAAGUAGUUUGAGAAUAAAAGAAGUAUAAGUCAAAGUAGAGAAAGUAGAAAUAGGAGCAAUAGCAGUUGAAGUAGAGGGGAAAGUACUAGUUUAAUUGACAUUAGCAGUAGUUCUAGUACUUGAGGUAUGAUUUUGUUUGAAGGAUGGAAUAAUGCAUAAAUAUUAAAACUAAUUUAAAACAGGGAAAUUUUAAAUUAUCAAAAGUCCUCAAGUAUCAGAAAGUUUUGAAGUAUUAGAAAGGUUUGAAUCAGUUUGAAUGAGUUUAAAUUAGUUUGAAAAAUUAAAUGAUAAAUCAUCACUGACUGACUUUUAAAAUGUGAAAAAUUUAAAUGAAUAACAAUCCUAAAUACACCCAAUAAUGUCCUCAAUGAGCUUAAAUUUCAAAGCCCUGAAUGGUUUCUGUAGGUCAAAGGUCAUGUGAGGAGAUAGGGGCUGAAGUUUUUUCCAACGCUCUAGGAAAGGGUUUUAAGUGUCAUCCCAAUUGCUAUGUGUACUGAGCCUGGCUUCAUGUGUCUCAUAUGGCCACUAGAAGCAGCUUUCCAGUCAGCUGUGUGUCUCCAGGUGCACAAAUUGGUUGCCAUGGGGACCUUGGAUGCAUAACUAUAGCAGGAGAAAGAAGGCCUUGAAGCUAAAGAAACAGGACUCCAAGUAGGCCCUGACGCUCACCCUCUGUAUAUAUUCAUAAGGAGCUUGUGAGAACACAAGACUCUGCUGAACACAUUAAUACAAUUUAUUAUCACAAUCCUCAAAACACCCCAUAAUAUCUUCAAUGAGCUGAAUUUUUGAAGCCCAGAAUGGUUUCUGUAGCUCAAAGUUUGUGGGUGGAGAUAGGUGGUGAAGCAGACACAUAUUAACUGUGUGUACAAGCAGCUGAACUGCAAGGUGGACCUCAAAAAGCAACAAGUACAAGAAUGUGUGUGCGUGUGUGUGUGUGUGUGUGUCGUUAAUGACUGCAUCCUAAACAGCUGUGAGAUCAAAGGCAAAUCACUAACCUACUGUUUGACUGAGAGGUGCUGAACUGCAGUGAAUUUCAGCCUGUGAACUUCUUCACAUAGCGUGAUUUCCUUAAGUCCCAGAAUGAAAAUAAGAACAUCGUACGAAUCCUCCGUCCUUCAUGAACACAAUGAUGUGUUUUUCAUGUCUGUACUUCGAAAAAUGAGGCCACAACAGCGAGUUAAAAAAGUCUGAGCCUGAGCGAUGAUCCGGAUUUUCUUGGAGAAAAAUAACAUUAUGGUCAAUGGGAGAGAUUUCCGCCUUUUUUGGACAGUUGGUCACCUGCUGGCCAAGGGGUACGAUUUAAUGAUUUGAAACCUCUUUUGUGAGAAGCAGGACACAUAUACCUCCAUUUUGAUGUAUUAUUUGUGUCAGUGGAGUGAGAUUUGUGGGCGUGGGAGCGAUAUAUUCGAGCGAGGUUCUGUCGAUCAGAGACGAGGUCUGCACUCUAGCUGAUGACAUCAUCACUCUAAACUCUCCAAUACACACCCAUUAUAAAGCUUGAAAUUUGCUGAAAACCACAAGUUGCUUAAAGCUAAAUUGUGGAAAAACUGUAAAAGAUAUCAAAAAACUGAGUACAACUUAUAAUAGUCGACAAGUGAAUGAACAUUUUAAAGCAAAAAUGAGGUCUCUAGGUGAAAGUAUGCUGAAGUUAUAAGGUCUAGAAGGUGGAAGAGGAAAAGGUAGAUUUUAAGAUUUCCCCAUUCAUUUUUCAAUGGUAAAAUUUUUGCACAAAAAGUUAAAAAAAACAAAAAGUAUAAAGGGUAGAAAGGAAAAAAAUAGACGCCAUAAUGUCCUGAAUGAGUGGAAUAGUUUAAAGUUUGAACGGUUGAAAUCGGACAAAGUUUGAAGGAGGAGAAGCGGUCCAAAAAUCGGCGGAAGAAUAAUAAUAAGUUUAAUAAAGAAACAGGAGAAUAACAAUAAGUGGAAAUGCUUAAUCAGCAUUUCCACUUAACUAGAAAAAUUGCAUUUCCUUGCAGAAAAUGCGUGGAAAUGCUGAGUGCUGAAAGCUGAAAAAGCAAUGCUAAACUGCUAAUAAAACAUGGAGAAAUGUAUAAAUGUUAAAGGUGUUGAAGGGGUGUGAAAGAAAUGUAAGUUGGAUAAUUGAUUAAUUGGUUGAAGGACAAAUAGUAUGAAUAUGCUCUAUAAAAAGAAAUUUUAUUCAUGCUGAAAGAGGCUAGAAAAAUGUCGAAAAUUGCACAAAGUUUGAAUGAAGAAGGAAAUUGCCUUAAAAGGCAGGAAGGUGGGAAGUGGCAUAAGUUUAAUUUUUUAAGUAUUAGAAAGGUUUGAAUCAGUUCAAAGUAGUUUGAAAAAUUAAAUGAUAGAUCAUCACUGAGUAACUUUAAAAUGUGAAAAAUCUAAAUGUAUAUAAAUCCUAAAUACACCCCAUAAUGUCCUCAAUGAGCUCAAAUUUUAAAGCCCUGAAUGGUUUCUGUAGGUCAAAGGUCAUGUGAGGAGAUAGGGGCUGAAGUUUUUUCAAGCGCUCUAGUAAAGGGUUUUAAGUGUCAUCCCCAGUGCUAUGUGUGCUGAGCCUGGCUUCAUGUGUCUCAUAUGGCCAUUAGAAGCAGCUUUCCAGUCAGCUGUGUGUCUCCAGGUGCACUAAUUGGUUGCCAUGGGGACCUUGGAUGCAUAACUAUAGCAGGAGAAAGAAGGCUUGAAGCUAAGGAAACAGGACUCCAAGUAGGCCCUGACGCUCAUCCUCUGUAUCUAUUCCUGAUAAGGAGCUUGUGAGAACACAAGACUCUGCUAAACACAUUAAUACAAUUUAUUAUAACAAUCCUCAAAACACCCCAUAAUAUCUUCAAUGAGCUGAAUUUUAGAAGCCCAGAAUGGUUUCUGUAGCUCAAAGUUUGUGGGUGGAGAUAGGUGGCGAAGCAGACACAUAUUAACUGUGUGUACAAGCAGCUGAACUGCAAGGUAGACCUCAUAAAGCAACAAGUACAAGAAUGUGUGUGUGUGUGUGUGUGUGUCUCGUUAAUGACUGCAUCCUAAACAGCUGUGAGAUCAAAGGCAAAUCACUGACCUACUGUUUGAAUGAGAAGCAGCUGAACUGCAGAGGAUUUAGAGGCUCUAAACUUCUUCACAUAGCGUGAUUUCCUUAAGUCACAGAAUGAAAAUAAGAACAUCGUACGAAUCCUCCGCCCUUCAUGAACACAAUGAAGUAUUUUUCAUGUCUGUACUCCGACAAAUGUGGCCACAACAGCGAGUUAAAAAAGUCUGAGCCUGAGCGAUGAUCUGGAUUUUCUUGGAGAAAAAUAACAUUACGGUCAAUGGGAGAGAUUUCCGCCUUCUUUGGACAGUUGGUCACCUGCUGGCCAAGGGGUACGAUUUAAUGAUUUGAAACCUCUUUUGUGAGAAGCAGGACACGUAUACCUCCAUUUUGAUGUAUUUUUUAUGGGUGUGGAGUGAGAUUUGUGGGUGUGGGAACGAUAUAUUCGAGCGAGGUUCUGUCGAUCAGAGACGAGGUCUGCACUCUAGCUGAUGACAUCAUCACUCUAAACUCUCCAAUACACACCCAUUAUAAAGCUUGAAAUUUGCUGAAAACCACAAGUUGCUUAAAGCUAAAUUGUGGAAAAACUGUAAGAGAUAUCAAAAAACUGAGUACAACUGUAAUAGUCGACAAGUGAAUGAACAUUUUAAAGCAAAAAUGAGGUCUCUAGGUGAAAGUAUGCUGAAGUUAUAAGGUCUAGAAGGUGGAAGAAUAAAAGGAAGAAUUGGAAGAUUUCCCCAUUGACUUCAAUGUUAAAAUUUUUGCACAAAAAGUUAAAAAAAUCAAAAAGUAGAAAGGGUAGAAAAAAGAAAAAUAGACGCAAUAAUGUCCUGAAUGAGUGGAAUAGUUUAAAGUUUGAACGGUUGAAAUCGGACAAAGUUUGAAGGAGGAGAAGCGCGGCAAAAAACGGCGGAAGAAUAAUAAUAAGUUUAAUAAAGAACAGAAUAACAACUAGAAAAAUUGCAUUUCCUUGCAGAAAAUGCGUGGAAAUGCUGAGUGCUGAAAGCUGAAAAAGCAAUGCUAAACUGCUAAUAAAACAUGGAGAAUUGUAUAAAUGUUAAAGCUGUUGAAGGGGUGUGAAAGAAAUGUAAGUUGGAUAAUUGAUUAAUUGGUUGAAGGACAAAUAGUAUGAAUAUGCUCUAUAAAAAGAAAUUUUAUUCAUGCUGAAAGAGGCUAGAAAAAUGUCUAAAAUUGCACAAAGUUUGAAUGAAGAAGGAAAUUGCCUUAAAAGGCAGGAAGGUGAGAAGUGGCAUAAGUUUAAUUUUUUGAGUAUUAGAAUGGUUUGAAUCAGUUUGAAUCAGUUCAAAUUAGUUUGAAAAAUUAAAUGAUAAAUCAUCACUGAGUGACUUUAAAAUGUGAAAAAUCUAAAUGUAUAUAAAUCCUAAAUACACCCCAUAAUGUCCUCAAUGAGCUCAAAUUUUAAAGCCCUGAAUGGUUUCUGUAGGUCAAAGGUCAUGUGAGGAGAUAGGGGCUGAAGUUUUUUCAAGCGCUCUAGGAAAGGGUUUUAAGUGUCAUCCCCAGUGCUAUGUGUGCUGAGUCUGGCUUCAUGUGUCUCAUAUGGCCAUUAGAAGCAGCUUUCCAGUCAGCUGUGUGUCUCCAGGUGCACUAAUUGGUUGCCAUGGGGACCUUGGAUGCAUAACUAUAGCAGGAGAAAGAAGGCUUGAAGCUAAGGAAACAGGACUCCAAGUAGGCCCUGACGCUCAUCCUCUGUAUCUAUUCUGAUAAGGAGCUUGUGAGAACACAAGACUCUGCUAAACACAUUUAUACAAUUUAUUAUCACAAUCCUCGAAACACCCCAUAAUAUCUUCAAUGAGCUGAAUUUUAGAAGCCCAGAAUGGUUUCUGUAGCUCAAAGUUUGUGGGUGGAGAUAGGUGGCGAAGCAGACACAUAUUAACUGUGUGUACAAGCAGCUGAACUGCAAGGUAGACCUCAUAAAGCAACAAGUACAAGAAUGUGUGUGUGUGUGUGUGUGUGUGUGUGUGUGUGUGUCUCGUUAAUGACUGCAUCCUAAACAGCUGUGAGAUCAAAGGCAAAUCACUGACCUACUGUUUGAAUGAGAAGCAGCUGAACUGCAGAGGAUUUAGAGGCUCUAAACUUCUUCACAUAGCGUGAUUUCCUUAAGUCACAGAAUGAAAAUAAGAACAUCGUACGAAUCCUCCGCCCUUCAUGAACACAAUGAUGUGUUUUUCAUGUCUGUACUCCGACAAAUGUGGCCACAACAGCGAGUUAAAAAAGUCUGAGCCUGAGCGAUGAUCCGGAUUUUCUUGGAGAAAAAUAACAUUACGGUCAAUGGGAGAGAUUUCCGCCUUCUUUGGACAGUUGGUCACCUGCUGGCCAAGGGGUACGAUUUAAUGAUUUGAAACCUCUUUUGUGAGAAGCAGGACACAUAUACCUCCAUUUUGAUGUAUUAUUUAUGGCUCUGGAGUGAGAUUUGUGGGCGUGGGAGCGAUAUAUUCGAGCGAGGUUCUGUCGAUCAGAGACGAGGUCUGCACUCUAGCUGAUGACAUCAUCACUCUAAACUCUCCAAUACACACCCAUUAUAAAGCUUGAAAUUUGCUGAAAACCACAAGUUGCUUAAAGCUAAAUUGUGGAAAAACUGUAAGAGAUAUAAAAAAACUGAGUACAACUGUAAUAGUCGACAAGUGAAUGAACAUUUUAAAGCAAAAAUGAGGUCUCUAGGUGAAAGUAUGCUGAAGUUAUAAGGUCUAGAAGGUGGAAGAUAAAAAGGAAGAAGUGGAAGAUUUCCCCAUUGACUUCAAUGUUAAAAUUUUUGCACAAAAAGUUAAAAAAAUCAAAAAGUAUAAAGGGUAGAAAAUAGAAAAAUAGACGCAAUAAUGUCCUGAAGGAGUGGAAUAGUUUAAAGUUUGAACGGUUGAAAUCGGACAAAGUUUGAAGGAGGAGAAGCGCGGCAAAAAACGGCGGAAGAAUAAUAAUAAGUUUAAUAAAGAACAGAAUAACAAUAAGUGGAAAUGCUUGAUCAGCAUUUCCACUUAACUAGAAAAAUUGCAUUUCCUUGCAGAAAAUGCGUGGAAAUGCUGAGUGCUGAAAGCUGAAAAAGCAAUGCUAAACUGCUAAUAAAACAUGGAGAAAGGUAUAAAUGUUAAAGCUGUUGAAGGGGUGAACAGAAAUAUAAGUUGGAUAAUUGAUUAAUUGGUUGAAGGACAAAUAGUAUGAAUAUGCUCUAUAAAAGGAAAUUUUAUUCAUGCUGAAAGAGGCUAGAAAAAUGUCUAAAAUUGCACAAAGUUUGAAUGAAGAAGGAAAUUGCCUUAAAAGGCAGGAAGGUGAGAAGUGGCAUAAGUUUAAAUUGUAGUACUAGAAGUAGUAUGAUAAGAAGUCAAGUCGUGAUACUAGUAGUCAUGUCAGCAGUAGAAGUAGAUUGAGAAUAAAAGAAGUAUAAGUCAAAGUAGUAAAGAAAGUAGAAAUAGUAGCAAUAGCAGCAGUAGAGAAAGUAGAAAUAGGAGCAAUAGCAGUUGAAGUAGAGGGGAAAGUACUAGUUUAAUUGACAUAAGUAGUUGUAGUACUAGAGGUAGGAUUUUGUUUGAAGGACGGAUUAAUGCAUAAAUAUUAAAACUAAUAUAAAACAGGGAACAUUUUAUUAAUUAAAAAUCCUCAAGUAUCAGACAGUUUUUAAGUAUUAGAAAGGUUUGAAUCAUUUUGAAUGAGUUUAAAUUAGUUUGAAAAAUUAAAUGAUGAAUCAUCACUGAGUGACUUAUAAAAGUGAAAAAUUUAAAUGAAUAUAAAUCCUGAAUACACCCCAUAAUGUCCUCAAUGAGCUUAAAUUUUAAAGCCCUGAAUGGUUUCUGUAGGUCAAAGGUCAUGUGAGGAGAUAGGGGCUGAAGGUUUUUCAAGCGCUCUAUAUAUGUAUAAGGAGCUUGUGAGAACACAAGACUCUGCUAAACACAUUAAUACAAUUUAUUAUCACAAUCCUCAAAACACCCCAUAAUAUCUUCAAUGAGCUGAAUUUUUGAAGCCCAGAAUGGUUUCUGUAGCUCAAAGUUUGUGGGUGGAGAUAGGUGGUGAAGCAGACACAAAUUAACUGUGUGUACAAGCAGCUGAACUGCAAGGUAGACCUGACAAAGCAACAAGUACAAGAAUGUGUGUGUGUGUGUGUGUGUGUGUUUGUCUCGUUAAUGACUGCAUCCUAAACAGCUGUGACAUCAAAGCCAUGACCUAUUGACCUAUUGUUUGAAUGGAGAAGCUGCUGAACUGCAUUGAAUUUAGGGUUCUGAACUUCUUCACAUAGCGUGAUUUCCUUAAGGCCCAGAAUGAAAAUAAGAACAUCGUACGAAUCCUCCGUCCUUCAUGAACACAAUGAUGUGUUUUUCAUGUCUGUACUUCGAAAAAUGAGGCCACAACAGCGAGUUAAAAAUGUCUGAGCCUGAGCGAUGAUCCGGAUUUUCUUGGAGAAAAAUAACAUUAUGGUCAAUGGGAGAGAUAUCCGCCUUCCUUGGACAGUUGGUCACCUGCUGGCCAAGGGGUACGAUUUAAUGAUUUGAAACCCCUUUUGUGAGAAGCAGGACACAUAUACCUGCAUUUUGAUGUAUUUUUUAUGGCUGUGGAGUGAGAUUUGUGGGCGUGGGAGCGAUAUAUUCGAGCGAGGUUCUGUCGAUCAGAGACGAGGUCUGCACUCUAGCUUUUCAAAUCCUCACUCUAAACUCUCCAAUACACACCCAUUAUAAAGCCUGAAAAUUUGCUGAAAACCACAAGUUGCUUAAAGCUAAAUUGUGGAAAAACUGUAAAAGAUAGCACAAAAAGGUUAUACAAUAUCAAUAGUCGACAAGACAAUGAACAUUUUAAAGCAAAAAUGAGGUCUCUAGGUGAAAGUAUGCUGAAGUUAUAAGGCUUAGAAGGUGGACGAAUAACAGGAAGAAUUGGAAGAUUUCCCCAUUCAUUUCUAUGGGAAAAAAAGUUUGGCACAAAAAGUGAAAAAUAAUAAAAAGUAUAAAGGGUAGAAAAAAGAAAAGUAAUAGCCAUCAUGUCCUGAAGGAGUGGAAUCGUUUAAAGUUUGAACGGUUGAAAUCGGACAAAGUUUGAAGGAGGAGAAGCGGUCCAAAGAAACGUAUGGGGAGAGUGUUAAGUACAAUACUAGAAAAAUUGCAUUUCCUUGCAGAAAAUGCGUGGAAAUGCUGAGUGCUGAAAGCUGUAAAAGCAAUGCUAAACUGCUAAUAAAACAUGGAGAAAGGUAUAAAUGUUAAAGCUGUUGAAGGGGUGAAAAAGAAAUAUAAGUUGGAUAAUUGUUUAAUUGGUUGAAGGACAAAUAGUAUGAAUAUGCUCUAUAAAAGGAAAUUUUAUUCAUGCUGAAAGAGGCUAGAAAAAUGUCUAAAAUUGCACAAAGUUUGAAUGAAGAAGGAAAUUGCCUUUAAAGGCAGGAAGGUGAGAAGUGGCAUAAGUUUAAGUUGUAGUACUAGAAGUAGUAUGAUAAGUAGUCGAGUAGUGAUAUUAGUAGUCAUGUCAGCAGUAGAAGUAGUUUGAGAAAAAAGUAUAAGUCAAAGUAGUAGAGAAAGUAGAAAUAGUAGCAAUAGCAGCAGUAGAGAAAGUAGAAAUCGGAGCAAAAGCAGUUGAAGCAGAGGGGAAAGUUCUAGUUUAAUUGACAUUAGCAGUAGUUGUAGCUCUAGAGGUGGGAUUUUUUUUGAAGGAUGGAAUAAUGCAUAAAUAUUAAAACUAAUUUAAAUCAGGGUAAAUUUAAAUUAUUAAAAAGCCUCAAGUAUCAGUAAGAUUUUAAGUAUCAGAAAGGUAUGAAUGAGUUUGAAUGAGUUUAAAUUAGUUUACAAAUUAAAUAAUAAAUCAACACUGAGUGACUUUAAAAUUUGAAAAAUGUAAAUGAAGAAAAAUCCUGAAUACACCCCAUAAUGUCCCCAAUGAGCUUAAAUUUUAAAGCCCUGAAUGGUUUCUGUAGGUCAAAGGUCAUGUGAGGAGAUGGGGGCUGAAGUUUUUUCAAGCGCUCUAGGAAAGGGUUUUAAGUGUCAUCCCCAGUGCUAUGUGUACUGAGCCUGGCUUCAUGUGUCUCAUAUGGCCAUUAGAAGCAGCUUUCCAGUCAGCUGUGUGUCUCCAGGUGCACAAAUUGGUUGCCAUGGGGACCCUGGAUGCAGAACUAAAGCAGGAGAAAGAAGGCUUGAAGCUAAGGAAACAGGACUCCAAGUAGGCCCUGACGCUCAUCCUCUGUAUAUAUUUAUAAGGAGCUUGUGAGAACACAAGACUCUGCUGAACACAUUAAUACAAUUUAUUAUCACAAUCCUCAAAACACCCCAUAAUAUCUUCAAUGAGCUGAAUUUUUGAAGCCCAGAAUGGUUUCUGUAGCUCAAAGUUUGUGGGUGGAGAUAGGUGGUGAAGCAGACACAUAUUAUCUGUGUGUACAAGCAGGUGAACUGCAAGGUAGACCUGACAAUGCAACAAGUACAAGAAUGUGUGUGUGUGUGUGUGUGUGUGUGUCUCAUUAAUGACUGCAUCCCUAACAGCUGUGAGAUCAAAGGCAAAUCACUGACCUACUGUUUGAAUGAGAAGCAGCUGAACAGCAGAGGUUUUGAAGCCUGUGAACUUCUUCACAUAGCGUGAUUUCCUUAAGUCCCAGAAUGAAAAUAAGAACAUCGUACGAAUCCUCCGUCCUUCAUGAACACAAUGAUGUGUUUUUCAUGUCUGUACUUCGAAAAAUGAGGCCACAACAGCGAGUUAAAAAAGUCUGAGCCUGAGCGAUGAUCCGGAUUUUCCUGGAGAAAAAUAACAUUAUGGUCAAUGGGAGAGAUUUCCGCCUUCCUUGGACAGUUGGUCACCUGCUGGCCAAGGGGUACGAUUUAAUGAUUUGAAACCUCUUUUGUGAGAAGCAGGACACAUAUACCUCCAUUUUGAUGUAUUAUUUGUGUCAGUGGAGUGAGAUUUGUGGGCGUGGGAGCGAUAUAUUCGAGCGACGUUCUGUCGAUCAGAGACGAGGUCUGCACUCUAGCUGAUGACAUCAUCACUCUAAACUCUCCAAUACACACCCAUUAUAAAGCUUGAAAUUUGCUGAAAACCACAAGUUGCUUAAAGCUAAAUUGUGGAAAAACUGUAAGAGAUAUAAAAAAACUGAGUACAACUUUAAUAGUCGACAAGUGAAUGAACAUUUUAAAGCAAAAAUGAGGUCUCUAGGUGAAAGUAUGCUGAAGUUAUAAGGUCUAGAAGGUGGAAGAAUAAAAGGAAGAAUUGGAAGAUUUCCCCAUUGACUUCAAUGUUAAAAUUUUUGCACAAAAAGUUAAAAAAAACAAAAAGUAUAAAUGUUAGAAAAGUGAAAAGUAAUAGCAAACGUGUCCUGAAGGAGUGGAAUAGUUUAAAGUUUGAACGGUUGAAAUCGCACAAACUGGGAAGGAGUUGAAAGCGGACGAAAAACGGCGGAAGAAUAAUAAUAAUAAUAAUAAUAAAGAAACGGGAGAAUAACAAUAAGUGGAAAUGCCUAUCAGCAUUUCCACUUAACUAGAAAAAUUGCAUUUCCUUGCAGAAAAUGCGUGGAAAUGCUGAGUGCUGAAAGCUGAAAAAACAAUGCUAAACUGCUAAUAAAACAUCGAGAAAGGUAUAAAUGUUAAAGCUGUUGAAGGGGUGAGAAAGACAUGUAAGUUGGAUAAUUGAUUAAUUGGUUGAAGGACAAAUAGUAUGAAUAUGCCCUAUAAAAGGAAAUUCUAUUCAUGCUGAAAGAGGCUAGAAAAAUGUCUGAAAUUGCACAAAGUUUGAAUGAAGAAGGAAAUUGCCUUAAAAGGCAGGAAGAUGGGAAGUGGCAUAAGUUUAAUUUUUUAAGUAUUAGAAAGGUUUGAAUCAGUUUCAAUCAGUUCAAAUUAGUUUGAAAAAUUAAAUGAUAAAUCAUCACUGAGUGACUUUAAAAUGUGAAAAAUCUAAAUGUAUAUAAAUCCUAAAUACACACCAUAAUGUCCUCAAUGAGCUCAAAUUUUAAAGCCCUGAAUGGUUUCUGUAGGUCAAAGGUCAUGUGAGGAGAUAGGGGCUGAAGUUUUUUCAAGCGCUCUAGUAAAGGGUUUUAAGUGUCAUCCCCAGUGCUAUGUGUGCUGAGCCUGGCUUCAUGUGUCUCAUAUGGCCAUUAGAAGCAGCUUUCCAGUCAGCUGUGUGUCUCCAGGUGCACUAAUUGGUUGCCAUGGGGACCUUGGAUGCAUAACUAUAGCAGGAGAAAGAAGGCUUGAAGCUAAGGAAACAGGACUCCAAGUAGGCCCUGACGCUCAUCCUCUGUAUCUAUUCCUGAUAAGGAGCUUGUGAGAACACAAGACUCUGCUAAACACAUUAAUACAAUUUAUUAUCACAAUCCUCAAAACACCCCAUAAUAUCUUCAAUGAGCUGAAUUUUAGAAGCCCAGAAUGGUUUCUGUAGCUCAAAGUUUGUGGGUGGAGAUAGGUGGCGAAGCAGACACAUAUUAACUGUGUGUACAAGCAGCUGAACUGCAAGGUAGACCUCAUAAAGCAACAAGUACAAGAAUGUGUGUGUGUGUGUGUGUGUGUGUCUCUCGUUAAUGACUGCAUCCUAAACAGCUGUGAGAUCAAAGGCAAAUCACUGACCUACUGUUUGAAUGAGAAGCAGCUGAACUGCAGAGGAUUUAGAGGCUCUAAACUUCUUCACAUAGCGUGAUUUCCUUAAGUCACAGAAUGAAAAUAAGAACAUCGUACGAAUCCUCCGUCCUUCAUGAACACAAUGAUGUGUUUUUCAUUUCUGUACUUCGAAAAAUGAGGCCACAACAGCGAGUUAAAAAAGUCUGAGCCUGAGCGAUGAUCCGGAUUUUCUUGGAGAAAAAUAACAUUAUGGUCAAUGGGAGAGAUUUCCGCCUUUUUUGGACAGUUGGUCACCUGCUGGCCAAGGGGUACGAUUUAAUGAUUUGAAACCUCUUUUGUGAGAAGGAGGACACAUAUACCUCCAUUUUGAUGUAUUAUUUGUGUCAGUGGAAUGAGAUUUGUGGGCGUGGGAGCGAUAUAUACGAGCGAGGUUCUGUCGAUCAGAGACGAGGUCUGCACUCUAGCUGAUGACAUCAUCACUCUAAACUCUCCAAUACACACCCAUUAUAAAGCUUGAAAUUUGCUGAAAACCACAAGUUGCUUAAAGCUAAAUUGUGGAAAAACUGUAAGAGAUAUCAAAAAACUGAUUACAACUAUAAUAGUCGACAAGUGAAUGAACAUUUUAAAGCAAAAAUGAGGUCUCUAGGUGAAAGUACGCUGAAGUUAUAAGGUCUAGAAGGUGGAAGAAUAAAAGGAAGAAUUGGAAGAUUUCCCCAUUGACUUCAAUGUUAAAAUUUUUGCACAAAAAGUUAAAAAAAACAAAAAGUAUAAAUGUUAGAAAAGUGAAAAGUAAUAGCAAACGUGUCCUGAAGGAGUGGAAUAGUUUAAAGUUUGAACGGUUGAAAUCGGACAAACUGGGAAGGAGUUGAAAGCGGACGAAAAACGGCGGAAGAAUAAUAAUAAUAAAGAAACGGGAGAAUAACAAUAAGUGGAAAUGCUUAAUCAGCAUUUCCACUUAACUAGAAAAUUGCAUUUCCUUGCAGAAAAUGCGUGGAAAUGCUGAAUGCUGAAAGCUGAAAAAGCAAUGCAAAACUGCCAUUAAGAAAUGGAGGGAGGUAUGAACGGAAAAACUGUUGAAAAGGUGGAGUAGAAGAAGAAAUUGUAUGAAUGGAAGCAUUGUAGUAUAGCUGAAGGUUAAUUAGUUGGAUUAAUGUACAAAUUGUCUGAUAGCCUAAGUGAAAAACGUAUAUGAUUGAUGUGAAUAAACAGAACUGAUAAUAAGGAUAAUUGAAUUUGAAAAACAAAUGUCUUAAAAUAAUGUGUAACAAUGUUCCUAUUAAAUGUACAAAUAGUAAAACAGAUUUUUGCAGUCUGCAGCAUCAAACCAUAGUAACUUGAGAAUGCAGAACAGCGCCAUCUAUUGCCUUGCUUCAGUUACUGCCCUACAUCUGAAUGUAGAAAGUAUGAAACAGCUGAAGUUAAAUUAUCUGUAUAAAUGUAGAAAGUACUGAGAAGAAAAGCAGAAGUAGAAGAAAAAGAAGAAGUUAGUAUGUUAAAAGAUGUAAAGACAAAGGCUGUAACAACAAAGUUAAUAUUGGGGGUGUAUUUUCUACUGACAGAGAGACAGUAAUGCACACAUGGAAACAGUGUGUGUGUGUGUGUGUGUGUGUGUGUGUGUGUGUGUGUGUGUGUGUGUGUGCCCGCGCGGGGUCGGCCGCGCGCGUGCGUGUGUGAUCGAAGCACACAGCCCAUGACAAGUGCAGAAUCUCUGGCUCCUAAGGAAUUUACUCACCUUCUGGGCAAACUGUACAAUUUCAUGACUUCAGACCUAUUUUGUGAGAAGCAGGACGAGUGUACCUCCAUUUUGAUGUGUUUUUUAUGGCUGUGGAGUGAGAAUUGCGGCCGCGGCAGCAAAAUAAACACGCUUGGUCUAGUGAAUCCAAAAGGCUCCGCACGCAUCUAGUGAUGACGUCACACGCUGUAGCGUGAGUCAGGCUGAAAAAGGCAGAAAACUUCAUGUUGCUCCAAGCGAAAUUGUGCAAAAACGGUAGGAAAUAGCAAAAGGGAGUGAAUACAACAUUUGUAGCAGACACGUUGCUGAACAUUUUAAAGCAAAAAUGAGGUCUGUAGGUGAAAGUAUGCAGAAGUUAUAAGGGUGAGAAGGUGUUAUAGCUGUAUCUCCAUUCAUUUCUAAUGGAACAAAUUUUGCAGAAAAAGUGAAAUAUUGCAAAAAGUAUAAAUGGUAGAAAGGUGAAAAGUACUAGCAAUAAUGUCCUGAAGGAGUGCAUUAGUAUAAAGUUUGAAUGGUUGAAAUAGCACAAAGUGGUAAGGAGUUGAAAAGGGCCAAAAAAGGUACGGAAGAAUAAUAAUAAAAAUAAUAAUAAUAACUAGAAAAAUUGCAUUUCCUUGCAGAAAAUGCGUGGAAAUGCUGAGUGCUGAAAGCUGAAAAAGCAAUGCAAAACUGCCAAUAAAAAAUGGAGGAAGGUAUAAACGGAAAAACUGUAGAAAAGGUGGAGUAGAAGAAGAAGAAAUUGUAUCAAUGGAAGAAUUGUAGUAUAGCUGGAGGUAAAUUAGUUGGAUUAAUGUACAAAUUGUCUGAUAGCCUAAGUGAAAAAUGUAUAUGAUUGAUGUGAAUAAACAGAACUGAUAUGGAUAAUUGAAUUUGAAAAACAAAUGCCUUUAAACAAUGUGUAACAAUGUUCCUAUUAAAUGUACAAAUAGUAAAACAGAUUUUUGCAGUCUGCAGCAUCCAACCAUAGUAACUUGAGAAUGCAGAACAGCACCAUCUAUUGCCCUGCUUCAGUUACUGCCCUACAUCUGAAUGUAGAAAGUAUGAAACAGCUGAAGUUAAAUUAAUUGUAUAAAUGUAGAAAGUAUAGAAAAGAAAAGCAGAAGUAGAAGAAAAAGAAGAAGUUAGUAUGUUAAAAGAGUUAAAGACAAGAACUGUAACAACAAAGUUCAUAUUGGGGCUGUAUUUUCUACUGACAGAGAGACAGUAAUGCACACAUGGAAACAGUGUGUGUGUGUGUGUGUGUGUGUGUGUGUGUGUGUGUGUGUGUGUGUCCGCGCGCGCGCGCGGCCGAGCCCGUGCGUGUGCAUAUGCGUGUGUGAUCGAAGCACACAGCCCAUGACAAGUGCAGAAUCUGACAGAGACAGUAAGAGAGAAAGAGACACAGUAAUGCACUCAUGGAAACAGUGUGUGUGUAUGUGUGUGUGCCCGCGCGCGCACGAGCGGCCAAGUCCGUGCGUGUGCGAUCGAAGCACACAGCCCAUGACAAGUGCAGAAUCUGACAGAGAGAUAGUAAGAGAGACAGUAUUGCACUCAUGGAAACAGUGUGUGUGUGUGUGUGUGUGUGUGUGUGUGUGUGUGUGUGUGUGUGUGUGUGUGUGUGUGUGCCCGCGCGCGCACGAGCGGCCGAGUCCGUGCGUGUGCAUGUGCGUGUGCGAUCGAAGCACACAGCCCAUGACAAGUGCAGAAUCUCUGGCUCUGAAGGAAUGUACUCACCUCCUGGGCAAGCUGUACAAUUUCAUGACUUCAGACCGAUUUUGUGAGAAGCAGGACGAGUGUACCUCCAUUUUGAUGUGUUUUUUAUGGCUGUGGAGUGAAAAUUGCGGCCGCAGCAGCAAAAUAAUCAUGCUUGGUCUAGUGAAUCCAAAAGGCCCCGCCCGCAUCUAGUGAUGACGUCAGACGCUGUAGCGUGAGUCAGGCUGAAAAAGGCAGAAGACUUCAUGUUGCUCCAAGCGAAAUUGUGCAAAAACGGUAGGAAAUAGCAAAAAGGAGUGAAUACAACAUUUGUAGCAGACACGUUGCUGAACAUUUUAAAGCAAAAAUGAGGUCUGUAGGUGAAAGUAUGCAGAAGUUAUAAGGGUGAGAAGGUGUUAUAGCUGUAUCUCCAUUCAUUUGUAAUGGAACAAAUUUUGCAGAAAAAGUGAAAUAUUGCAAAAAGUAUAAAUGGUAGAAAGGUGAAAAGUACUAGCAAUAAUGUCCUGAAGGAGUGCAUUAGUAUAAAGUUUGAAUGGUUAAAAUAGCACAAAGUGGUAAGGAGUUGAAAAGGGCCAAAAAAGGUACGGAAGAAUAAUAAUAAGAAAAAAAAUAAUAAUAAUAAUAAAGAAAUAGUAGAAUAACAAUAAGUGGAAAUGCUGUGUCAGCAUUUCCACUUAACUAGAAAAAUUGCAUUUCCUUGCAGAAAAUGCGUGGAAAUGCUGAGUGCUGAAAGCUAACAAAGCAAUGCUAAACUGCUAAUAAAACAUGGAGAAAGGUAUAAAUGUUAAAGCUGUUGAAGGGGUGAACAGAAAUAUAAGUUGGAUAAUUGAUUAAUUGGUUGAAGGACAAAUAGUAUGAAUAUGCUCUAUAAAAGGAAAUUUUAUUCAUGCUGAAAGAGGCUAGAAAAAUGUCUCAAAUUGCACAAAGUUUGAAUGAAGAAGGAAAUUGCCUUAAAAGGCAGGAAGGUGAGAAGUGGCAUAAGUUUAAAUUGUAGUACUAGAAGUAGUAUGAUAAGAAGUCAAGUCGUGAUACUAGUAGUCAUGUCAGCAGUAGAAGUAGAUUGAGAAUAAAAGAAGUAUAAGUCAAAGUAGUAAAGAAAGUAGAAAUAGGAGCAAUAGCAGUUGAAGUAGAGGGGAAAGUUCUAGUUUAAUUGACAUUAGCAGUAGUUGUCGUACUUGAGGUAGGAUUUUGUUUGAAUGAUGGAGUAAUGCAUAAAUAUUGAAACUAAUUUAAAACAGGGAAAUUUUAAAUUAUCAAAAGUCCUCAAGUAUCAGAAAGUUUUGAAGUAUUAGAAAGGUUUGAAUCAGUUUGAAUGAGUUUAAAUUAGUUUGAAAAAUUAAAUGAUAAAUCAUCACUGACUGACUUUUAAAAUGUGAAAAAUUUAAAUGAAUAACAAUCCUAAAUACACCCAAUAAUGUCCUCAAUGAGCUUAAAUUUCAAAGCCCUGAAUGGUUUCUGUAGGUCAAAGGUCAUAUGAGGAGAUAGGGGCUGAAGUUUUUUCCAACGCUCUAGGAAAGGGUUUUAAGUGUCAUCCCAAUUGCUAUGUGUACUGAGCCUGGCUUCAUGUGUCUCAUAUGGCCACUAGAAGCAGCUUUCCAGUCAGCUGUGUGUCUCCAGGUGCACAAAUUGGUUGCCAUGGGGACCUUGGAUGCAUAACUAUAGCAGGAGAAAGAAGGCUUGAAGCUAAGGAAACAGGACUCCAAGUAGGCCCUGACGCUCACCCUCUGUAUAUAUUCAUAAGGAGCUUGUGAGAACACAAGAUUUUGCUGAACACAUUAAUACAAUUUAUUAUCACAAUCCUCAAAACACCCCAUAAUAUCUUCAAUGAGCUGAAUUUUUCAAGCCCAGAAUGGUUUCUGUAGCUCAAAGUUUGUGGGUGGAGAUAGGUGGUGAAGCAGACACAUAUUAACUGUGUGUACAAGCAGCUGAACUCCAAGGUGGACCUCAAAAAGCAACAAGUACAAGAAUGUGUGUGCGUGUGUGUGUGUGUGUCUCGUUAAUGACUGCAUCCUAAACAGCUGUGAGAUCAAAGGCAAAUCACUGACCUACUGUUUGACUGAGAGGUGCUGAACUGCAGUGAAUUUCAGCCUGUGAACUUCUUCACAUAGCGUGAUUUCCUUAAGUCCCAGAAUGAAAAUAAGAACAUCGUACGAAUCCUCCGUCCUUCAUGAACACAAUGAUGUGUUUUUCAUGUCUGUACUUCGAAAAAUGAGGCCACAACAGCGAGUUAAAAAAGUCUGAGCUUGAGCGAUGAUCCGGAUUUUCUUGGAGAAAAAUAACAUUACAGUCAAUGGGAGAGAUUUCCGCCUUUUUUGGACAGUUGGUCACCUCCUGCCCAAGGGGUACGAUUUAAUGAUUUGAAACCUCUUUUGUGAGAAGCAGGACACAUAUACCUCCAUUUUGAUGUAUUAUUUGUGUCAGUGGAGUGAGAUUUGUGGGCGUGGGAGCGAUAUAUUCGAGCGAGGUUCUGUCGAUCAGAGACGAGGUCUGCACUCUAGCUGAUGACAUCAUCACUCUAAACUCUCCAAUACACACCCAUUAUAAAGCUUGAAAUUUGCUGAAAACCACAAGUUGCUUAAAGCUAAAUUGUGGAAAAACUGUACAAGAUAUCAAAAAACUGAGUACAACAAUAAUAGUCGACAAGUGAAUGAACAUUUUAAAGCAAAAAUGAGGUCUCUAGGUGAAAGUAUGCUGAAGUUAUAAGGUCUAGAAGGUGGAAGAAUAAAAGGAAGAAGUGGAAGAUUUCCCCAUUGACUUCAAUGUUAAAAUUUUUGCACAAAAAGUUAAAAAAAAAACAAAAAGUAUAAGGGGUAGAAAAAAGAAAAAUACAUCCGCAUAUGUCCUGAAGGAGUGGAAUAGUUUAAAGUUUGAACGGUUGAAAUCGGACAAAGUUUGAAGGAGGAGAAGCGGUCCAAAAAACGGCGGAAGAAAAAUAAUAAUAAAGAACAGAAUAACAAUAAGUGGAAAUGCUUAAUCAGCAUUUCCACUUAAUAAAAGGAAUAGGAGAAUAACAAUAAGUGGAAAUGCUUCAUCAGCAUUUCCACUUAAUAAUUAAGAAAAAUGGCAGACAGGAAUAACAAUAAGUGGAAAUGCUUAAUCAGCAUUUCCACUUAAUAAUGAUAAUAAUCAUAAUAAAGAAAUAGGAGAAUAACAAUAAGUGGAUAUGCUUAAUCAGCAUUUCCACUUAAUUAUAAUAAUAAUAAAGAAAUAGGAGAAUAACAAUAAGUGGAAAUGCUUAAUCAGCAUUUCCACUCAAUAAACACAUUUAAAAAGGAAAUGAAGCCAAUGAAAUUACCGUGUUGAUUUGGGUUUUAACCAGUUCAGUGAGUGAAACAUAAAACAGUUAUGAGUUCUAAAAACAAAUCUACAUAAAGGGUGAAAUAAAAUGAGAUUUAAGAUGAGAGUCAGAUAAUGAACUAUUUCAGAAUAAUCAAUAAGUGGUAAUAUUAGUUUUAUUAUUAGUCUUUUUCUGACAUUUAAAGAAAAACAAUUAAUCGAUACAGUGAUGGAGGACAGCCAGAUGACUAAUAUAAUCAAUAUGAGGUUAGAAGGUUCAGACAAAGACGACGUCAAACUUUGGAUCAGAACCGAGGUUAAAGUUCUCAUUUCAGAGACUUCUAAGAGGACCAACAAGAGACCAGAACUUCAGGUCAGCCUCAGCAGAAUCUUUUGGCCUUUUUGGUUGUUCUUCUAUCAGAACUUUGUACCUGUUUGGUUGUACCUCUAUCAGAACUUUGGACCUGCUUGGUUGUUCCUCUAUCAAGAAUUUGGACCUGUUUGGUUGUUCUCUAUCAGAACUUUUGACCUGUUUGGUUGUUCCUCUGUCAGAACUUUUGGACCGGUUCUUCUGUUGUCCUUCUUUGAAGACUGAUUCUGGUUUUUGUGUUUCCAGGUUCACUUGAAGUCUCAUGGGUCCCCUUCCUGGUGGAUCAGUCCUCCAGCCCGGAACCAGAACAUCCAGCAGCAGUCUGGACCUCCUCUUCAGGUUCCUCCUCCUCCCUCCCAGUCCCGGCCUCCUCAGGUCCCUAUCAGACCCUGGGGGUCCAGAAUAUCCUGCAGCCUGGUUCUGUUCUCACAGCUGCGGUCCUGCAGCCGGUUCCACAGUCCACCAGUGUCCUUCAACGGGACCAGUGGGGUCCGCCCCCUCAGAACCAGUCCACCUGUCUCCAGGUGCCUCAAACCCAGGCUCUGUACCAGAUGGUCCGCUUGAACCCUCUCAGUACCGCCUUGGUUCUUGAUCGAUAUGCGCCCCCCAACACACCCAGACUCACUUGGUCCAGCACCAGAAGGACCGCUCAGCAGAACCAGCAGAACCACUUCAGCAGGAAACUGGUGGUCCUCCCAGAAACCACAAGAACUCAGGUCUCUACCAGACCAGAACAGUCGGUACCACCAGGUCAUGGUCCACCUCUGCCAGGUGGACCAUCAGAACCAUCACAGACCAACCAUCAGUCUACAGCUAACCCUCCACUGAUGCCCCGCACAGAACCACAAACCCAACAACCUUCACUGGGUCACAAACAAACUAAAGACCAGAACCUGCUGCUAACCUGCCCACAAACACUGGAAAACCCACCAGAACCAACCCAGAAACCAUCAGUGGACCACCAACCAGAACCAUCAGUAGACCACCAACCAAAACCAACUCAGAAACCAGCAGUGGACCACAAACAAGAAGUAGAACCAUCAGAGAACCCCCAACAAGAACAAGAACCGUCUGUGGACCACAAACAAAAACCAUCAGUGGACCGCCAACAAGAACCAGAACCAUCUGUGGACCACCAUCCAGAACUAUCGGUACAGCCAAAGUUCAGGUUUUCCCGCUACAAAGACUUACUGGAUCGUUAUCCGUUCCUGGCCAGUACCUUACUGCUGGUGGACCGGGACCAGAACCGCCAAGCCAACGAAUAUAACCUAUCACCUGACCAGCACUUUAAACCAGGUAUCCAACAAACGCCAAACCCAGAACCAGAACCAAACCACCAACCGUUCCCGACCUACGGACUUACUCCAGAGUACCAGCCACCUGUAGCCCCCAGAGAAGGUCUAGAUGAGGAUCCAUCAGAAUCGCAGCAGACUGAAAACCCUCCCGACAGGAAGGGGCUCCUCAAGUCGUCCAUCCCCAGCCCCUCCACCCUGAAACUGCAGCAGCCCGGCGCUGUGGUCCGGGCUGUGGCGGACUCGGCCUGUGACAGCAGCCGGCAGACCCUGACCCUGAGGCCGCAGGAACCUUCAGAGAACGAACCCACCUCCACGGUGUUGGAGGAACCAGAACCAACCCCUGAAGUAUUAGAGAAGGACACUGAAGAACUGGGCUCUGUGGUUGAAUGUUUGGACCUUAAACUGACCCAGAGGCGGCCUGUGGUUCCUUUGUUCAGGCUGCCUUUGCAGCUGGCCCACCCUGGGAGAACCGGUCCUGGGUACCGGCUGGUUCCUGGAGAAGCUGAGGAUGAGCUCUACGUGGAGGAACUGAGCGAGGACUCUGAGGUAGGAGGUCCUGGUAAACCUUCACAUGAUCUUUGGUCCACCUGGACCUUCUCACAAGGCUCUGUUGUUCCCUGUUGUCAUGGAAACCCUCCUGACCUUCUGUCCGUUCAGAGCUGAGUUGUCCUCCUGGGGCCGAUGCCGAUACUGAUUAUUGGGGGGGGGGGGGGGAUUCUAUAACCGAUUAAUCAGCCGAUUUUUUAAACUUUUUUUAUGAAGAUAUAAAAAAUAUAUAUAUAUGUACUGAUGAUAUCUACUGUAGAUAUACUGUAGGCUACUGCUCUUCACGCUGACAGGAAGACCAACUGAUCAAACUCAGACCAGAAAAGCGCUUUCAACUACCCCACCUCGGCGUCUUAACUCAUGUUCCUCAUUUCCAGUCCGGUCUCAUCUGGAAACAUGCAGCUGCCUCAGUAAGAGAAGUAGCUUGAUCACGUAAUGUAUACUGUUGUUUAUUUUACCGUUACUGGCAUGGCUAACAGUGUAGCAAGGCUAAUAGCAGUUGGCUAACUCUAACUUUAGCUUGCAUAUUGUAUGGUGCUUCACCGUUAACCCUGCGUGACCGAGACCAGCACAGCGGGGAACAUCGUAAAGUGGGUUGAACUGAAACUUGUUGACUUACUGUGUAUUUCACAAACUGGUUUAUUUACCACUGAGGCGGACCACUCUCCCCUGUGCGUCCCUGAGCUGUCUGCUUCAGAUCCCUCACUGUGCUGUGCUGUGAGUGGAUGAAGAUUGUGAGGUCCCUGCAGGAUAAGUCGGGGAACUUUUCAAAGUGAAACCGAAUCUUAAGGUCCUUUUACACUGGAAGCAUUUUUGUCGUGCGAUUAUUUCGGACGUCAAUAUUUUUUUCGAAUCAGUAUCCUGUCAAUACAAGCGUUCACAUCAGCGACGUUUUCCCAUCCUGCGAUAUUGCAGCAUUUUUUUUUUUCGGAUCACGGUUGAUUUUCUGAAGUUUCACAGACUGUGUGUCCACUUCUGACCAAUCAGAUUGCGUGUUGUUGCAACGUCAGAUUCACUGGUAUAUCCAACAUGGCCAACCGGCUGAUUGUUUACAUGUCGGAGAACAGAGUGCUUUUUGAUACAAAACACAAAUAUUACAAAGAUAACGACCUAAAGGACAACUUGUGGAGAGUCAUAGCAUCGGAUUUCUCAUAUAAUGAUGUUUUGUCUGCUUUAAUAGUUUGCUAAACAUCUUUGUUUUAACUUUCAUCUGUGCUAAUGUAAGCUAACGGUUGUUACCAUAGUUUCAUGUGCUCAUCUCCAUUUUUAGCUUCUCGCUUCCACCCAGGAUGCUGAAGGAUGGUAAGGGAAGGUCCCGCCCUCCUUCGCCUCUGAUUGGCUAUAAUGCUGGCUUGAGCGUGUAAUGACGUUUCUAGCUUUUCUAGCCAAUCAGAGGCAAAGGAGGCUUCACUUUCCCUGGGAAAAGUCUUCCCCGAGAUGCGUCUUUUUCCCCCCGGAAAGUCACAAAAUCGCAUCAGACUUGAUGUGUAUAGUCAUUUGCGUCAAAAUUCGCCUCCAAAUAUUUCGUUAUUUCACGUUCUAUAUUUGCCUUUAUUCUCCACAUUUUAUUUCUGAAAAUAUUGGCGAAAAUCAGUUUUGGCCGAUUACCGAUUAGUCUCAAACGGGCUACAAUUGGCCGAUUAAAUCUGCUCGCCAAUAAAUUGGUUGGGCCGAGUGUUUACAUCUCAAUAAAUUUCUUUUACUUUUUCCAGCUUUUUGUGUACUAUUACAAACAUCCACAGAUAAUGUUAAUAAUCAGAGUAAUCAUCUUAAAUAAACAAUGUCCACUCCAAAGUUCAGAUUUAUAGGCACAGAUUCUAGUCAGAGGCAGGAUGACAGUAUUUUGAUAUGGAUAGGAAGUACUUACACCAUGAACAUAAAGUAUUGCAUUUAUAACGGUUCCACAAGUUCAAUAAAGGAGGCCCUCUGAAGCCUUUUGAUCUGCUCCUAUUGGAAAAUAUCCCAGACUUUUAUAGUCCAGAUAUUGUAGGAGGAGGUUCUGAUGGUUAUAGACUCAAUAAGAUGUUUAAGAUGUUUUAUUUUACUGACCUCCUGUCCAAACCUUCAGGUAUUACAUUAAUAUUCUUUUUAAAAACCUCCUUCAGGGUGUUCAAAACCUCCGUCCAAAACUCACAUAAUUUAGGGCGGAGCCAAAAUAUGUGGGUGUGGUUAUCUAUUUGGGCUCUGCAGAUUAUCCGACAUGAACUGGGAUAAUGUGGACUAGUGCUGGACGAUAAUUCGAUAACAAUAUAUAUCGAUCGAUAGACGUGUGGAGCGAUAGAAAAAAAACGGGUCGAUAAAAAGUUCGAUAGAAAAACACAGUUUCCCUUUCUUUUUCAUCAUAGCCUAUCAUGUAGCUUUUACUACAGUCAUUACUUCCUCCCAACCAAUCACAAACGCAGACCCAGGUACGCUACGGCACCAAGCCCAGCCCCUAUCAAACCACAACAGACAGCACGUGUAUUAGAAAUAAUGUAACAGCAAGGAGAAGCGGAGGAAAUUGUCCCGAAAAAAGGUUUCAGUAGUUCACCAGCAUGGCAAUGUUUUGGUUUUUAGAAGUCUGACAAAAAGCAAACAGCGGUCGUUUGCAAAAUUUGCAGAGAAUUAGUAAAAACCAAGUCCGGUAACACAACCAACUUGUUUUACCAUCUAAACCGGUCGCACCCGCAGGAGUACGAGCUGUGUCGGCCGCGCCGCGGCUCCACGUUGUCGUCGGAGGAAUCCUCUGGAACCGCUGUUAGCACCAGCACAAAGCAAGUGAAGCAGACCAAACUGGACUUCGUUUCUUGCCAAAAUACGACAAAGCGUCCAAGCGGCAUAAGGACAUCACCCAUGCAGUAACAUGCUCCAUAGCGAGGGACAUACUGCCAAUAACUACCGUUGAAAAGCCUGGCUUCGACCAGCUUCUAGCCACUCUCGACCCGCGAUAUGAAGUGCCCGGCCGCAAGUAUUUCUCAAACACAGCGCUUCAGGCAUGAAAAUGGGUCAGGGGUUGAAAAGGUGAGAAGGGUGCGGAGGAAAUACGCUCCGGUGUAGCUUCUUAAAGUGGAAGAAAAUGAGCUCAUAUUUUACAAAGACGCGAGUAUUUGGAUCAUGGCUACUAGCAGGGGGGCAUUCGGCAGGGGUGCAUUCUACGACACAACACCGGCGUGGAUAAGUCCUGCUUCUCGUGCUUAGUUUGUUUAAUAAGUCAAUCACAUGAUAAUUAAAAAAAAUAAAUCUCCCGACCCCAGGAGAAAUAUUUCAGUGUUCAGACACCAGGCUGUGGGCAGUUUCCCACACAGUUAAAACUGGUAGUAUGCUAUUCCCACCUAAAGCUAUUCUGUUUAUUUAUAUAUUUGUUUGUUUUGUUUAUUUUCAUCAAAAGACUAUUUAAAUAUUUAUUUAUCAGAUUUUCUGGUCACUUUAGUCUUUAUGUUUGUCAGUAUUUACUGACGUCACUCAGGCCACUUAAGUUGAUUUAUUUUUUUUUUAAGUUCUUUUUAAAAAAAACUUUCAGUUGUGGUAAAAAAAAAAUGGUGGUUGAAUAAAGGUUUGAAUUUGAAUUCAGUGCUUGUGUGUUCUUUAUUAAAAGUAGGUCAUUAAGCAAUAGCAUAAAACAUCCAGGGCUGCAAUUAAAAUAUAUGUUAAAUAAUUAUAAUAAUUAUAUCGAUAAUUAUCGAUAUCGAUCAAUAUGAUUUAUUUUUUAUCGAUAUGCUUUUUUUCUAUAUCGUCCAGGCCUAAUGUGGACCCAUCUUGGACACUAUCUCUGGUGUUCUGAAAUAUCGAGUUAUUGUUUUCCAGUUGAAUUCCCUCCAUGUAUUAGAGUUUGUAACCUGAUGUUCUUCAGUACAUACACUGUCUCCUCGUGUCUUCUGAUGUUCCUGUUCUUCGUUCCUCUCCCAGGAUGCUGACCCCCCAGCUGACAUCAUGGGGCCCCUGUCCUCUCCAGAGUCCCCCCUGACCCUGCAGAUGGUCUGCUGCUCGGCCUGCGGAUCAGCUAACGGGUCCAUCAUCUGCUCAGCGUGUGGUCGAGGGUUCCACACAGACUGUCACGUUCCUACUGUGGACCAGAACAUCUGGUGAGGAGACCACCUUCACUUGACCCAGUAGAGCCUGUUGGGAGGUCUUAGUGGGUCCCUGUUCAGGUUCAGACCUCUGUGAGGUCUCUGCAGCUGGUACAGUUAAUCCCUCAUUUUUGUUUUACAGGAUGGAUUGGACCUGCUCCCUGUGUCAGGACCUGAAGGACCCCUUAGACCCCUACAGCUUCAACAGACCACCAAGACCUCCAGGACCCUGUCUGGGUGUGCAGGAGCAGAGGGUCAGGGUCUCACAUGAAUUCCCAAAGUUUUGAUGUGGUUUUGUUUAAACCAGGAGCAGGAACUGCCCUGGACCCAGGGCCAGUGCCAAAAACUAGCCUAUUCUGUCGUAAAAUUAAGUUUGGGUCAAACACACUAUAACACCGAGUUAGACACCCCCUCCAGAAAUGAAUGUUGCCGACCGCUUGCUUCUCUAGUUAUACCAACUUUAGUAACAACCGCAGGAUAGCAAUACACAGCAGUUUCAGGAGCCAUAAACAAAUCUUAACCAAAACGCCACUCUAUAGCCACAAAUAAUGCUCAGAACAGCACCUAACUUCAUCGACAGUACAUAUAGGGUCCCAGCCAUAGUACUAGCCACCAAACAUCUUUUUAACUUUGACUGAUUUCUUAAGCAAAGAGACUAAACACAACUCACCUACUCUCUUCCAGCAGCCGCUUGUUUGUAGCGAGACCUCAGGCCAGUCCAAUACGGACUACAGCAGGGUGAUGCAGCUCAAGGAAGAACAUUUAUAAUAAUAAUAAUAAUAAUACAUUUUAUUUGAAGCGCCUUUCACGUCACUCAAGGACACUUUACAGAACAUAUAAAACAAUAAUAACAAAACACUAUUAACAAUUAAAAUCAUCAAUCAUCAAAACAGUUAAAAUCAACAAAGCAACAUAAACAACAGCAAAGGAAUAAAUAAAGAAAUAAAUAAUACUAAUUAAAAUUAAAUUAAAAGAGUGAGUUAGGGGUGGUGUGAUGGAUAGGCCAGUUUAAACAGGUGUGUCUUGAGUUUGGACUUGAAGAGGGGGAGGGAGUCUAUGUUGUGGAUGUGUGAUGGUAAAGAGUUCCAGAGUCGGGGGACAAGUGAACCGGAGUCAGCUGCAGUGAGAAGGUCGUUGGUGAUUUUUAGCAGUGCGGUUUCGCUGCUGUGGCGGGGGCGGAAACCAGAUUGGAAGGGGUCGUAGAGGGAGUUCUGGGUUAGGUGGGUGUUUAGUUGGCUGGCGACAACCUUUUCCAGUAUUUUGGCUGUGAACGGUAGAUUCGAGAUGGGGUGGAGGUUGUUGAAGUUAUUGGGGUCAGAGCCAGGUUUUUUUCAGGAUAGGGGUGAUGGCUGCUGUCUUGAGGGAUGCGGGAACAGUUCCAGUGGUGAGUGAGGAGUGAAUGAUGGUAGAUAUGAGAGGAAGCACAGACGGGAGGCAUGAUUUGACCAGUGUGGUGGGAAGGGGAUCCAGCUGACAGGUUGAGGGUUUGGAUUUCCGGAUGAGAUCGGAUGAGUUGACGGGGAGAAGAAAACUGGAGAAGUACUGACAGUGUGGCAGGGGAGUUGGUGGGGGUGGGGGGUGGAGUCCGGUGGCUGGAGAGAUUUUUUAAGGAGAGUGAAUAGUGAUUGUUGGAUGAUGAUCCAUUGUUUAUGAUCAUUUCCUUAUAAUUUCCUUGAAGUAAUAAUCAUCAUGUUCAUCAUUUUGCAGACGCGGUAGAUUCUCUGCCUUAGAAUCUCGGUCUGAUUGUAUUUCCAUGAAGAAAUGGUCAUAAAUGUUCUUCCUUGAGCUGCGUCACCCCGCUGUAGUCUGUAACCCCCAAAUUUUCGCAUCGUGAACGUCUACUAAAAGGUCGUAUCCUCCGAUCGUAGCUGAUCGUAACCAUUCAAGUUAACAUGUCAAUUUCCACCGGCUUCUUUCCGUUCCUCUGCGGAUCGCCGGACUCCACAGCUGAUCACUAGAGUUCUAUUUUUUCCGGACACAGGAGCAUGCAGGAUAAAUUUAGCACAGAUUAACCUGUGCUGGAAAGGAAGUCAGGCACAGACACAAAAUAAAACAUCCUGCUUCUUUUAAAAAAAAAUACUCUGUGUUUCAGGAGGAUCAUAUUUCACACCAUCCAAAUGGGUGGCGACGAACAAGUGAAAGGUUUUUAGACGUCAUUUCAACCCGAUGACACCAUGGAUGAGGAGAUGCUGAUUCUAGAAGUCUACAAGGUUAUUUCUUCCUCUGGAAGGACACAAUCUACUGCUUAUAUGUCUAUGUGUCUGUCUUUAUAGAGACUUGUUAUAUACAAACUCGUUAUUGCGCGAUUGAACAUGAAUCCGAGGGUUGUUGUGAGUUCUUGGGAUUCCUGCUGUCUGGAAUCUGCCACAAAAUUCGUCUCACAAAUGGAUCCGGUAGGAAUUGACGUACCACGAAAAUCACCGCCGUUACGGAUGCGGUGGAAAUCCCAGGUAAUGGACUGACCACAAGUGUCUGCUGGAAGAGGGUAGGUGAGUUGUGUUUAGUCUCUUUGCUAAAGAAAUUAGUCAAAUUUAAAUGAUGUUUGGUGGCUAGUACUAUGGCUGGGACCCUAUAUGUACUGUUGAUGAAGUUAGGUGCUGUUCUGAGCAUUAUUUGUGGCUAUAGAGUGGCGUUUUGGUUGAGGUUUGUUUAUGGCUCCUCAGACUGCUGUGUAUUGCUAUCCUGCGGUCUUUACUAAAAGUUGGUAUAACUAGAGAAGCAAGCGGUCGGCAACAUUCAUCUCUAGAAGGGGUGUCUAACUCGGUGUUACGGUGUGUUUGACCCUAACUUAAUUUUAAGACAGAAUAUGCCUUUAAGGCUACCCCAUUAUUCAAAGUCUGGUGUGUGUUUUUGUGUGUUGUUGUGUCACAGAAGUGUGAGACUCUGCUGCUCUACCUGAAGGUGGAAGGCUGCGCUCGACUGACCCAGGUGAGUCCGGACCUGUGAGUCCAUCUGCUGCCCUGUACCAGAAAACUGGAGAUCUGACGGGGUCUAAAAGGGGGUCUGUGAAGGUUCUGACUCAGCCCGGUCAUGGUUCUCCGGUUCUCCACAUUCAACCGGGAACUGGAAAAGAAUAAAGAGUUAAAAGAUCCGCUGUGUGUGUGUAUGCAUGUGUGUGUGUGUGUGUGUGUGUGUGUGUGUGUGUGUGUGUUUUCAGAUCCCUCUUGUUUGGUCUCAGUUGAGGUUGAUAUCGGACCGUCUGACUCUUCAUCGGUUUCCUUCGUACGUGACAACAGCAGAGUUUCUCUGGGACGUCUGGAGGCUCUUCAGAUACGCAGUUAAGGUACCAACAACCCCAGGGUCAUAUGACAUACCUCAAGGUCACGUGACCCUACGAGACUGGGCCUCCCAGGGCUCCAGCUAUUGGAACACACACACACACACACACACACACACACACACACACACAGUAGUAGUGAGAGGAGAGCUCAGGGCUCCUCUGAGGACUCUGGUCGCGACUCUCUGGUUCUGAUUCCCCACACACGUUUCCACAUCACUGUCUCUGCCUCUUUCAGGAGGACGACGGCGUGAAGAGUCUGCAGGAGGGUUUUCAGAAUAAAGUGACUGAAACCUUCACCUUCGCUCUUCAACCUGGAGCCCAGAGUCGACCGAGGAGCAAGAAGAAAGUGAAACCUGCUGACAGACGCACACACACACUGAUGCCACCUGCUGGACUGGAGGGGCAGAGGUCAGAGGUUACAGCAAAGAGGGAGGAGGAGGAGGGCGAGUGCAAACUGGACAAGAUGAGGAAGAGGCUGAGGGAGUUCAUUGACAUCCAAGUGGCCAAGAGGAGGAAGAUGGAGAAAAAGACUCCUCCCCCUUCUGAGUCACAUGAUCAGGACCUCUGAAUGUGAAUUCUGGGAGCUGAAGUGCAGAAAGCCUAUCAGAUGAGAUUAAUUGACAGCUGAGGAGGCGGGACUAUUCCUGCCGUCACAGUUCGAUGUUUGUGGAUCAAACUUUAUUUUUUUGUAUUAAAACUACAACUGUGAAGUUUUAUCAGAAACUUUAUUGACAGCCGCUCCGACAAACAAACCGUAGCAAAGUUUUAAUGAUGGAUGUUUCGUGUCUGUGUGUUUAUGUAAAUUUAAUAAAUGACUGUCAGCACUGAACUGACGCUGUGUUA
Molecule: messenger RNA, 67034 nt
Organism: Xyrichtys novacula (pearly razorfish)
Lineage: Eukaryota; Metazoa; Chordata; Actinopteri; Labriformes; Labridae
Source: the annotation of a GenBank genome assembly